AUGGAUUAUGGAUUGACAAGGAGCACACAUCUUACUACACUUUUGGCAUUCUUGUAUAUCGCCCCGGCAUUGAUAUAUGGUAAGCAAAGCCAAGUCAUCUUUUCUCUGCCAAAGCUACACAAUAGCUGAUAUAAUCUGUUUCAAACAAUGUAGCAUUGAUUUGAAUAGAAAGAGGUCUAGAUGCCAGAAUGAACUUGUGAAGGAUUUGGUAGAGGCAAACUCAGUGAAGAACUUAGCGUGAUAUGAUCAGGCACAAAAAAAAAAGUAAUUAAUAUCAACAUUGCAACAUUAAAUGCCCAAAAAAGAGUAGUCAUUUGCUGUAUAUUUUGUUACAAACAAGUUUUAAUAUAGUUUUAAUAAAUAUAUAUAUAUAUAUAUAUAUAUAUAUAUAAAAUAUAAUAAAUGUAUUCUAUCUUUUUGUACCUUAAAUCGUGCAUAUAUAUUUUACUAACACCUUGGUGUGGCCAUAUACCUUUAGAAUGAUAUUAGUUUUAUAGGUAACAGACAUAUUUCUGAUGAUGCCCACCACUUUGUUGAUAUUGUUUACCAAAUUCAUUCUAUUGGAAAACCAUCUCGUCUUCUGUUCUUUGGAUGCAGAGAAAGUCCCUCAACAGGAUGUGUUGGGAUUACAUUGACAAGAUUUUGUAUUCUUUAUACAUUUUAUAAAAGCUCUACUUUCUAGAUGAUACUUAUGUGGGUUUGUUUGCUGUAACAAAUUGCACUACACAGAGCUGCUCACUGUCACCACAGCUUUUAAUAUUAUCAACGGAACCUAUGGCAGUGGUUAUUCCCCAUUAUAAGGCUAUCCAAUGAAUACCUGUAAAUGGGAAGGAAUAUACUAUAUGACUAUUUGCAGAUCAUAUCAUUUCAGCUAUUUCCAACACUCAUGUUUUGUUGGCCAUUUUCCAUUUUAUAUUAAUUUAUUUAAUAAUGUAUUUAAAAACAGAGGAUUUACAAAAAAUAUAUGUAUUUUCCAUAUGAAGGUAAUUUGAAAUCUAUUAAUUUAUUACAGAUUCAGAUAUCUAAUAAAACAUCAAAUAAAACAUAUUAUUUUAAUAUAAGCCUUUAUAAAAGUGGAAAUAUCUCAAAAGCAAAUUGAAACAAUGGCCAAAGUUUGACUGUGUGUGAUUGUGGCAGGGUGACUGUGACAGAGUAAAUGUGACUGGGUGACUGUGCGUGAGGAGUGAGUGUGGGGCUGAGUGUGACAGGGUGACUUUAUAUGUAGGGGGUAAGUGUGAAGUGUAACAUGGUGAUUGAGUGUGGGGUUAGUGUGGGGGAUUGAGUGUAACAGAGUGACUGUGUGAUGAGACAGGGUGAGUUGGGGGUAGACUGUGUGUGGUGAGUCUGAAUUUCUAUGUCCAGCCAACCCACACACUAUAGCUCGUUGUUUUAUUUAUAUAUGUAUUUAAUUCUAUGGUUCCCCUGAGAGCUGCUCCCAGCCAUAGGUGCAUCUUGCCCUUACAGUGAGCACAGGGCCAUGUAGGGAUUUCUCUAAAUCUCUGCACCUCUGCACACUUUCUAGUUCAUUGAUGCACUUCUUUAAAACAGGUGCUCAUAGUAGCUCUGCAUAUUUAAGGUGGAGUCUUAACACUGAUAAAUAGAGAAAAAUAUAUUUUCAAAUAUAUAUACAACGUCAUUUGCGUUAAUACUCCUUUUUACCCAUGAUAAUACCUUACUGGCCUUAACAACUGCUCUCAAACAUUGCACAUUGUUGACUUGCCUGUUCUGUUUUCUAUAACUAUUCCCUACCAUAAGUCUCAUGUAUUCAUUUCCCUAACUCUGACAUUUAAGGUAUACAUUGUUUGUUUAUUCUUCACCUCAAAUGUAUAACCGUGAUAUUUUAUCUAUAUUAAAUCUUAUCAGAAGUGACACAAUAUCCAUCUCCGACUGUAUUACCUUACCUAGGCUUUGAUUUAAUACUGCUGAAUGAGCUUUCCAAAUAUUUAAAAUUUGUGGAUACAUUUUUCUCAAUUGUGACCUUUAGCUGUUUAGUAUAUAGCUCCCUAAAUUUGUAUCUUUACAUAAGAAUGCCAUAAAUACAAGCACCAAAUUACUAAGAAACUUUAAAAAAAGCUCAUUUAAGUAAAAGUGCUUUUUGUAUUUUUUCUCUUCCAGCUGUUUACUACAUAGUUUACUAAUUUAGUAUCCUAUCCUUAAGCGGGAUUGCCAUAAUUAAGUGUGCUAACAUUUACAGAAAUGCUUUGUUCACUUGAUAGCUACCUAAUUACAUAGCCUUACAACGGCAAUCCCAUAUCUAAGGUUACCAAAUUAGGGAGCUAUCUACUAUACAACUGCAAGACUUGCACCUACAUGCUGUAUACAUGCAGCAUAUAUAUCCCAUGUACAUGCAUUGCAUACAUUGUAUAUACUUGCAGCACAUAUACUCUGUAUACAUGCCAUCAUUAUGAAAUUAAAUAGAUCCAAAAAAAUGUAUUUCAAUUAAUUCCAGUUUUGUUUGAUCUCAGAUUGGUUAAGUUUGUAUGCUUCAGAAUUGCAGAAUUUGUCUGAAAUGCGAUUUUGGAAUGAAACAAUUUUCACAUGUCUAUGAACCAGGGCAAAAAUGAGCAAAAGGUGUGGAGCAUGUUGCUCCUGUGAGCUCACAGUAUAACAGAUAAAACAUGAUCCAGGCCAAAAUAAGUCAAUUCUAACGUGUACCUACCACCAGCUUGGUUUUUGUGUUACAGUAUGUUUGUUUGUUUGUUUUUUUUAGGACAGUCAUUUGUUUCCCAAAAUGAAAAUGUCGUAGAACUGAAAUCGGAUGGUGUAGUGAAGCGAUCCGUGGAACUCCAAUGUGCUGAUUGUGAUACAAUCUCUGGCUCCUUAUUUAUAUGGAAUUUCAUAAAGUUUGGAACAGAUAAACCAAUUCCAAUUGCCAGGAAUGAAGUAGCACACAAAGAGACCUCUUUUCUGGGUGAUGUCAGUCUUAUAUAUAGCACCCUGGUCAUAAACAAUCUACAGUUAGAAGCUGAAGGACGGUACAUGUGCCAAUGCUUCUUCAGGAAUGGCGUCUUUACCACGGUUUAUAUUGACCUGUCUAUUCUAGGUGAUUAUCCAUUCAAACAUUUUCUCUAAUUCUGGUUACUUUUGGUUUGUCCAUGAAACUAUUAAUGAACUAUUAACAGUCCAGUUGUUACUAGAUCUAAACAUCAUGCAUGUUAAUUCCCUCAGGCACUUGUUUUCUAUUACAAAAAGAUAAGUCCUGCGCUCACUCCCAUCACUACUGGGCCGACAGCAAUGGCUACAGUACACAUCAGCCCCAAUAUAUAGUAAAAACCAAAGAAAAGAAAAAGUUACCUGCGCUCUCUCCUUAAUCCCUAUGUAUAUUUAAACAAAUGGAGGUCAUUUAGUUGCUCCAAUGGCCAUAGGAGGUAAUGCCCGCUUGCCAACGUCAAGGCAGACCCCCCUAAGCGGGUCCUAACACUGACCCUUUACCUUGCUUCCAUGAGCUUUUGGCAAAAAUAUCUCUAAUGAGACUGAGAGGGGUAUUUUUUAUAUACACCCCUAUAUACUUAUUAACCCUUAAUAGGGAACACAUGGGAUGGGCGGCUGCAUUGUAACAAGGCUGUGUGACACAAAGUAAAUACAAAUACAAAAAGACAAGUCCUGCGCUCACUCCCAUCACUACUGGGCCGGCAGCAAUGACUACAGUACACUUGUUUUUUAUUAGCUUUAUUUUUGACAAAUUGUACAAUAGAAAUGUGGUAUUACAAAUAUCUUAUAUACCCCAAAACAUGCCAAAUCAGGGCCAUACAUUUUACAGUAUGAUGAGUAUUGUUAGAAUGUUUUUAAAUCUGCAGAUAGAGACACUAUUGCAUAUCAUAACCGUGGAAAGGUAAACUAUGCCAUUCUAGGGAGAAACAACUAAUUCACAGAAAAAUCAGAAAUCCCCUAAAAUAGCUCAGUAUUUGAGAUUAUAAAAGAAAAGCCAUAAACUACCAGUCAGUAAAGUUUCUUAAGUGUCUUAAGAGACCACACUAAGCACUUUGCAAACAACCACUGAGAAACACUGAGACAACAUUGCAUCCAAGUGUUGGUGUUCAACUAAAUGACUAAAGCAGAGUGGCAGUGCAGUCUAUAGGAGAAUCCCCCCCUAAUCAAUUCCCUCCAGCAAUAAUGGGACUAAAACAAUAAAUAUAAAUCAAGAGCGGAACUCCUCCAUUACAAGAGGUUCUUAGGUUUCCAACAUGGUCCAGUGGUGUUCGUCUUCUGUAAGUCAAAGUAAAGUCUGCCAUUGUGUACAUAAAAAGUCUGUUAGUUGUGAGUCCACAAUCUGGUAGUUUGGGCACCCAAGAUGGAUUUGUACAGGUGGUAUCCAUAGGGUGCACUGGUCAGUGGGCACAAUGUCUAGGUGACAGGUGGGAGGAGGGUGCGAAGAGUCCCCUUGGUCAUUCCUUGUAGUGUGGCCUCAUGGACUGUGGUGAAGGACCUUGUUUAUCCUCUUCCUGGUCUGACAGGAAGCUGUUCGGAGAAAUGAGCUGCAAGUCGCUCAUGUAAAAUGUUUAACUGGCAAUCCCUUGUUUUUUUUACUUUUCAAUAUUAUAUGCUAUUUUUAACCUCCAUCUAAUCACUGUUUAUUUAUACUUUAUAAAAGCAACUUAGUAUCAUUACAUCAAAUUGCAUAUAGCCCAGGAUUUGAUCCUGAUGAAAGUCCUGAUAUGGACUGAAACAUCGAUUUUAUGUAACCUGAGAGAUUAAUAAAGACACAUUUUCCUUAUUAAGAAGUCCACUGUGUGCCUUUCUUCGUAGAUAUAUAUAUUACACAAGACCCAGCGCACUCACCUAUCCACUAAACAGCAACUUCAAUGUUGACAGAUUUUAUUCGUUUUUUUUUUAUUUAAAAAAAACCACCUAAUCUAGGCAAAAAUAAUGUGGGUUUAGUUACAUUAUAUGAUCAUACAUUGCAUAAGCCUGUCACAACAUCAAAUACAUGCAAUUUGAUGUAAUGAUACUAACUUUCAAUCUUUAGUCUGCUUUUAAUUAUUUCGAAAACUUUAGGAUUAGGGAAAAUAAAACCCACUGCUUAGUAGGUAAUUAUUUUUAGUUAGAGUAAAUGUAUACAUGAUCAGUAUUGAUGCUAAUUUUCUUGAGACGCAGAUAAGGUCCGGAACAGCAAUGUUUUAUUCUUCUGCCAUUAACUGCAGUCUUUAAUUGAAUGUUCUUUCCUUUCAGUACCUGUCACAAAACCCACUUUACUAAUUAAUAACUCCAUACCAGUAGAAGGAGCACCAGUUAUGCUAAAUUGCUCGGUGGAGAAUGGCACUGGACCUAUCCUAUAUACCUGGCAACGUUACACCAUUCAAGAGGGCUUAUUUGCAGUUCCCGAGAGUACCGAGAAUGUGCUUAUUUUGCCGGCAGCUAACAGAAUUCACAUAGGAUGGUAUUCGUGUACUGUGAGAAAUGUAGUGAAUGAAGUGACCAGUGGGCGCUCAUACCUUGAUGUCAGAUGUAAGUCCAUGAUGUCGUAUUAAUUUUAAUCUGUUUCACAAGGAACUGGUUCAAUUAAUUUUUAUUGUCCAUUCUUUGGUCCCUGUCCUUCCUCCUGGUGUUAGCAGGUCCAGGUUCAGCAUUCAGUAAUUUAAUAAAGAAAGAGGAAAAAUGUUUAUCUUACAUAGUUACAUAGUUACAUAGCUGAAAAGAGACUUGCGUUCAUCAAGCUCAGCAAGUAACCAAUCUGACAAGGUAUGAAAUACAAUAUAUAUCGGAAUAGAUGAUACACAAUACAUGCCAAGAUAGAUGAUACACAAUAUAUAAUGGAGUCCACUCGAGAAAAUACAUAACUCAACAAUCUUAAUCUACAACAUGAUGGACAGGUGGACCUCCAGAGAUAGGAUUUUCACUCUUGUAAAUAGACAUGUGCAUUCAUUUUUGGAGGGAUGGCACAAUGAACGGAAAUUUAGUUUUUGUUAAUUUCAUCCUUAAGCAAAUAAGCAAUCAAAUUAAUAGGUUACUGAAUGCAUUUUGUUCAAUGCCAUUAAUUCAUUAGCUUAUUUUAUACUAUAGAUAUAUAUGUAUACUAUAUUACAGUGCAACAACUAUUUCUUGUGAGCAUGUCUUCGCCAACCUUUCUCGAACCAUUGUUCUCUGUAGGAGUCAGUAGGGAAUAUAUAGUUCACUUGCAAAAAAAAUAGUUGCUUAAAUUCUCUCACCACCUCUUAAAGUGGUAAAAAUAUUGGCCGCAUGAACACCAAUGUUUUGAAUAGGAAGAAGAAAAACACGAAUAAAACAUAUGAAAGCGUAGAUGUCAAAGUUGUUGUUGAAAUACCUUGUUGUGAGGAUGUAUUCAUUAAUCUGUGUAUUUGGGAGAUAAGAAAUCUUGUUUAAAGACACAGGAGAUGGCUAAAGUGCUUUUUUGAUGUUAAUGCAUUUCGCUGCUAGUUUAUUUUAAAAAGUUCUGUUUUGACAAGAAAUGUAAAACUUUAUAAAUCUCUUAGUAAACACUGUAACAUUGUCCCUGUUAAGCAGACAUUUUGGAGACUUUUCUGCCUCACUUGAUUUGCAUUGUAUUGCAUUGGUCUCAAUGUAUCUCUAUUCUUGGUAUGAUCCAAUGCUUUCUAUGAAAAGUAUUUGAUUGAACACAAGUUAUCGGUAAUGUUGACCUCACUGGAGGCGGAUGAGAGCUGCCGUUGAGUUAUUAUUUCUUUAGUUGCACCUGUUAUGUAUACAUUAUUGUAAGCAUGAUACUGAAAAAAUGUUUUCAUUGUUUUCCCAUAUUUUUUGUUAUUUUAUUACUUUUUUAUGCUAUGUAUCAAAAAAUAUGUAUCCUUUACUAAAUCGUAAAUAACAGGUGUGAAACAAUUAAAAAGUAAGAGUAAAGUUAUUGUUGAAUAAACACAUGGCACAAAUACUAGCUUUUUUUGGUUCUGAAGUUGGAAUCUUGGUCUGUAAAUAAAGGGUUUUUAACCCUUUAUUCACCAACUGGGGUGGUGGCAGAGGGAGAUUUUGUGCCAGUAUUACAACUUUGUAAAGGAAAACUAAGGGCCUCUUUGAGCCUAAGUAAAAUGGUUAUUUAGGUUUUGGGAGGGGCUAAAUGUAGGUUAAAGGAAAGGGGUUGUUUAGGGCAUGUGGAGUUUGAAUGCUUAUUUGUAUAGUAUUCCGUCUCCUAUGAUUGUAAACAGAGAUGCAGGAGCUGUUUUACAGUGUACAUCACUCAGAGCUUCCCCUGCACCAUCUGCAAGGCAUGUCCUGUGUGAGAGGCAGCUAAUGGGAAGAUGGGAAGUGAUCCCUUCCACUUCUGUCCAGCCUCAGACACAGACACUCAAGGAUCUGGGACAGCACUGAGCUUUACACCCUCUAUAACUAUUCCUGCAGCCCUGCUAUCAAACAUAGGUGGCUGAAUGGACUACAGCGGACACUGGUUAAGGCUCUUGGAACCUCUCACCAACCCACCUAAGCUCCACACAGUCUCAUAAUAAGUGUUGAAAACAGUGUUCCCAUAAGGGACAGAUGCCUUUUGGCAGUUGACUACUGUGCCUAAUUGAAAAUAUGGUCCUGUCUGCCGUUGACACCAUUUGGUUUUGUUAAUUACAUGCCCACAAGUCAAGUGUGCACAGGCCCAGUUUCCAGCCCAGGGGUCCUUUAUUCGAAGCAGAGUAAGUAAAUUCGGUGGUAAAUGAAAAUCUCUGAUGUUUAUUUCAAUCCCAUAUAUUUUUCAGUUGGUCCAGAUGAACCUGUCAUUGAAAUAAAACCCUAUGCCAUCAGUGAGAAGGGCUUCGCUGCUAGUGAGCAAGAAGAGGUCACUCUGAAUUGCUCAGCGCUCUCCAACCCACCAUGCCACUACGUCUGGUUUUAUAACAAUUCUCAAGUUUACUCUGGUCAGAUAUAUGUCCUUCCACGCAUCUCCCGAAGGCAGAGUGGCCUGUAUACCUGCUUGGCACAAAAUGAUCACCUGAAAACACGGACACAGCUUACAAUCACUCUCACGGUCUUUUGUAAGUGAGCCACAAGUGUCAGUUUGGCAUGCUUUCUUUUUUCUAUGUUCUCCAGUCUGCACAUGUGUAAUAUCUGAACUUCCUUAUAGAUUAACUAAAAAUCUAUGUGUCAACCCAAGAAGCACAUUCCACAGUAAUGUUGACCAAUCAGGAGUCAUAUUGCGAAUUUUGUGCAUGUUCUGGUCAUUCUUUUGUAAGUUAGGGAGAGUGGCAAAGGUCCUUAGGGACUUGUGCUGCUUCUUGUGAAAUUGGAGGAACGGGCAGUUUUUAGUCCCUUCUAUGGUACUUUUUUGGGGACCUCUGCUUGUCAUUGUGGAGGCAGAAGGAGGGCUAAAAUGUGUUUUCUUCUGGUUCUUAGGGUUCAGAAAGGGGUUUGCAGGCUCUCUGAUGUAUUGGCAAUUUUUUUUAUUUUUUUUGGUUUCUUUAUCAGGACCCUCACUCACUCUAAAUAUAUUUUAGAAUUCUUUGAGCAGUUAGCACAUUCCAGUAAAACAAACAUCUGGAAUAUGUUCCAAGAAACUUCUGUUUAUUCUGAAUAAUGUAUUGCAUGUAGGAUUCAAAUGGAACGUAUUAAACAAUGUAAAUUAAAAAUAAUCAUAAUUAUAUUUCAAACCUAUAACAUCAGAAAACAUAACUAAUAUUAAAGGAACACUAUAGCGUUUAGGAAGAUAAACAUCUGCUCCUAAUGCUCUGCUGUACCAGUAACUACACUGAACAAAAUUAUAAACGCAACACUUUCGUUUUUACCCCCAUUUUUCAUGAGCUGAACUCAAAGAUCUAAGACUUUUUCUAUGUACACAAUAUUUCUCUCAAAUAUUGUUCACAAAUCUUUCUAAAUCUGUGUUGGAGAGCAUUUAUCCUUUGCCAGGUGUGGCAUUUCAAGAUGCUGAUUAGACAGCAUGAUUAUAGCAAAGGUGUGCCUUAGGCUGGCCACAAUAAAAGGCCACUCUAAAAUGUGCAGUUUUAUCACACAGCACAAUGCCACAGAUGUCGUAAGUUUUGAGGGAACAUACCAUUAUCAUUCUGAAUGCAGGAAUGUCCACCAAAGAUGUUGCCCGUGAAUUGAAUGUUCAUUUCUCUACCAUAAGCCAUUUACAAAGGCUUUUCAGAGAAUUUGGUAAUACAUCCAACUGGCUUCACAACCGCAGACCACGUGUAACCAGGACCUCCACAUCCAGCAUCUUCACCUCCAAGAUCGUCUAAAAACCAGCCUCCCGGACAGCUGCUGCAACAAUAUAACUAAAGAAUUUCUGCACAAACUGUUAAAAACCGUCUCAGGGAAGCUCAUGUGCAUGCUCAUCGUCCUCAUCUGGGUCUCAGCCUGACUGCAGUUUGUCGUCAUAACCGACUUGAGUGGGCAACUGCUCACAUUUGAUGGUGUCUGGCACUAUGGAGAGGUGUUUUCUUCACAUAUGAAUCCCGGUUUUCACUGUACAGGGCAGAUGGCAGACAGAGUGUAUGGAGUCGUGUUGGUGAGUGGUUUGCUGAUGUCAACGUUGAGGAUCGAGUGGCCCAUAGUGGCGAUGGGGUUAUGGUAUGGGCAGGCGUAUGUUAGGGACAACGAACACAGGUGCAUUUUAUUGCUGGCAUUUUGAAUGUACAGAGAUACCGUGAUGAAAUCCAGAGGCCCAUUGUUGUGCCAUUCGUCCACGGCCAUCACCUCAUGUUAAUGAUAAUGCACGGCCCCAUGUUGCAAGGAUCUAUACACUAUUCCUGGAAGCUGAAAACAUCCCUGUUCUUGCAUGGCCAGCAUACUCACCGGACAUGUCACCCAUUGAGCAUGUUUGGUAUGCUCUGGAUCGGCGAAGAAGACAACAAGUUCAAGGUCCUGCCAAUAUCCAUCAACUUCGCACAGCCAUUGAAGAGGAGUGGACCAACACUCCACAGGCCACAAUCAACAAACUGAUCAACUCUAUGCAAAGGAGAUGUGUUGCACUGCGUGAGGCAAAUGGUGGUCACACCAGAUACUGACUGGUUUUUGGACCCCCCCAGGACCCUCACAAUACAGUAAAACUGCACAUUUUAGAGUGGCCUUUUAUUGUGGUCAGCCUAGGGCACACCUGUGCAAUAGUCAUGCUGUCUAAUCAGAAUCUUGAUAGGCCACACAUGUGAGGUGUAUGGAUUAUCUCAGCAAAGGAGAAGUGCUCACUAACACAGAUUUUAGACAGAUUUGUGAACAAUAUUUGAGAGAAAUAGACCUUCAGUGUAUUUAGAUGCAGGUCCCCUCCUCCUCCAAAUUAAUAAAAAAAAGAGAUUUACUUACUAUUCUUCCCCCAGUGCACCAGUCUCUAUGUGGUCAUACCUGCUACCUCGAUGAUCUCAGCCAAUCCAAUGCUUCCUCACUGGGAAGCAUUGGGAUGCUACUGUGCAUUCAUGGACAUUUGUCACGCUUAGCCAAUCAGUAUAUGUUCCUAGAGAUGCAUUAAAUCAGCUUAUCUUUACGGAGAGUGUUCCACGCAAAUUCUUUGUCCUAGAUUUUGAUCUUCUGUGUGUGUGUGUGUUCUAAUCCCAUUGCAUCUUAUGUGUUACAAACUGCCUGAGUUUAGUUAGAGUUACACUUAUGGGCAGCAGGGCUGUCAAUAAUAUAAUCAAGUAAUCUCUGAGACAAUCAUACAGCACUUGGACUUUGUGUUUUAUUUUUUAAGUUUUCUCCCAAAAACCCUUAACGUCUUUAUUUUCCUAUUAUGCACAGUUCAAAUGCUGUGUUUUCUUUCACUCUUUAUUUUAAAUGUGUAUCCUAACGACCUUCCUCUGGUAGUCUGUCUGGUCAGACAAAACAAAUCCCUUUUUAUUGACAAAUACACUUAUCUGAUGAAUUCUGUAUUGUUACACGAAGAUGAGAUGUUUCAUGUCCAAAUCUUAACUUUACACCUAACAAAUGUGGAAGAUGACAGGGUAGCACUAUAUAUGCAUAAAAUAAAAUCUUCACUGCAGACAAGUAAUUAAACCAGGACCUAUUAUUUAAAUGAAGGGAGCUAGAAACAACUAAUUAUAUAAUUACCAAUUAUAAUAAGGAAGGGAGUCUGAGUUUUCAAAAUUAUUUUAGUAUUUGGGCAGGAUUCUAAAAUGCUACCGUUGAAACUAAUCCUCUCAUAGAUCCGUUUCAAACAAUAUUCCAGAUUAAUAGCAAUUAAUGUGCCAAGCUUUAAUACAUCCAGCUAUUACUAUCACUGAAAAAUCUGGUAUUUUUUCUGUGUGAAAGGAGCCACUUUGAAAAUGCAAUGACAGUAAGUCUUGAAAAUAAUCAAAUGCCAGAAAACGUGUAAUAUCAACAGACAAUCAGAAUAUGUGAUUUGCUAAAGUAGCUUCAAGCCUUUUACUGUGCAGCAACAGGAGUAGAUUAUUUGAACUGCAUGAUAAUGCUGCAUUGGAUGAGACACAGAAAAGCAAAAGGUAAGACAGAAAUCUACAAUUUAGUUUUCAUAGAGAAAGUGACCCAACUGCUAAACAGAUUUUUUUUUAAAUACCAACAUAAAUCCUGCUUUUUUAAGGUUCAUCUUCUUGAUGUUGUUCAUGAAAUUUAGAUUUUUUUUAUAUUGCAGAUUUUCACACAUGUUUUACCAUCAAAGUCUAACAUCCUAAUAUUUAGAAAGCCUCCUCUUUUUGCAGGUUUUUAUUGAUCUUUCCAUCAGCCCUGACACUCACAGCUCGGCCCCUACUGGAGGUGUGGCUAAGGCAAAGAUUUUACACUUCCUUCUAGCCAUACCAAUUAACACCAGCAAUGGGCACUGUGAUAGGCUAUAAGUGAUCACCUGACAUUUGCAGCCAAUCAGAACCAGCCUUUGCCACUCAGGAUAAUGUUUCCUCAUUAACUCAAUCAUCACAGAGCAGAAACAGUGCUUUAAAUUGAAAUAUGUAUAUACAAAAAAGACUUACAAUCAGUCACACUCACGUGUUCCUGAGCCAAACAAAGCAGGCUCAAGCUAUACAGACUCAAAAUAGGAAAUAUGGUGAAUUCCUCAUUUGUGACACAACAUUAGCUGCUCAGUAGCAAGUAUAUGGCAUGUUCCUCCAAGCUUACAUUUUAUAAUAAAUGAGUGAAAAAGAAAGACAUUUAAAACUUACCAUUAUUAGAAACAAACUAAUAAAUAAACAGGGUAAAAUAAAACCCUGGAGUCCACCAGAUUGCACUAACGCAUUUCGACUGGGGUGUCUUUUUCGAAGUGCUUUUGAUUGCUAUUUACUAACUAAUGUAACUUUGCGGAGAUGUUUAUUAGUUAAUUUGUUUCCAGCCAGUGCCCCACACAACACUAUAGAAUUUCAAAUUUACCAAAAGAAGAAGCAAUUUUAAGGGCUUUAAAAAGUUGUUUUUUUUCUGAUGUUAAUGGCUGUGCCAUAAGGUUUUACUAGUCAAUCUAAGGCAGUAGAAUUAACUCUCUCCAUGCCUUCCUGAUGCUCCACUCUCAUGUCAGGCACUGAAAGUGAAAGUUAGGCUAGUUACACAUGCUCUAUAGGCAUAUAACCUAUACAAAAAAAAAAAAUAAACAUUAAAAAAACUACAUAAAAAAGACCCCAAUAAUACCAGGUAGGGGUGAUGCAAACAAAACACUUGGUGAUUUAGAGGAACAUCAGGAAUAAUAUUGAAGAUCACACUUAUAAGAUAUUUAUACUAAGAAUGGUAAUUCUCUACAGCAAAAAUAAUUAUGGCAGGAAAAAGGAUACAUUGCUUAAAAAAUAAAUGCUUACAUUGAUGCAAAAUAAAUUUAAUUUCUGCUUUUAGUGGUCUCAUAUAUUCAUUCUGUUCUCGACAGCAAUAUAAUUAUUAAAGAAGAGACUUUAAGAUUUUCCCAGUUCUGUAUUUUAUUAUAUGAUCAGACGUGUUAAUUCCCAAUGUUUCACAUUAUUAUUUUGGAAGUUAUAGACAUUUCAUAUCCGUUUCCAUCGUCUUGUUGGUGGCAGUGUUUUAUGAUAUUUUGUGUAUAGAUUUACCUGAAGGAUCUCCAGUGUGUACGGCUCUAUCUCAUAAUAAUUACAAGGAUGUGGCUCUUUGGUGUUCGUGGGAAGGUGGCCAUCCUUUGGCACAAGUUCGCUGGUUGAAAUCAAGUGAAGAGGAUAAUGUGAUUGUGUCAUAUUCCAAUUCAACCAAGAUACAAAGAGCCUCCGACAUUCAAAAUGGCAGCACUUAUACAUGCGCAAUCUCCCAUCCGGCUCUUAGAUUUGAUGUUACCUGCAGUACCACUAUACGUAAGUACAUAGUUUUUGUUUUUAAUAGUAUGAGGACAGUGUAUUAACAUUACAAUAAUCAAAACAACACAUAACCGAAGGAGAAAUGCAUGCAAUAGUUAUCCAUGCAAUAGUUAUCCAUGCAAUAGUUCAUAUGUAGGGAUUUAACUGGAGUGGGGGAGUAAUCUAACUGGAGUGGGAGGACAAUCUAACUGGAGUGGGGGAGUAAUCUAACUGGAGUGGGGGGACAAUCUAACUGGAGUGGGGGAGUAUCUAACUGGAGUGGGGGACAAUCUAACUGGAGUGGGGAGUAUCUAACUGGAGUGGGGUAAUCUAACUGGGUGGGGGAGUAAUCUAACUGGAGUGGGGGGACAAUCUAACUGGAUUGGGGGAGUAAUCUAACUGGAGUGGGUGAGUAAUCUAACUGGAGUAGGGGAGCAAUCUAAAUGGAGUGGGGGAGUAAUCUAACUGGAGUGGGGGAGUAAUCUAACUGGAGUGAGGGAGUAAUCUAACUGGAGUGGGGGGACAAUCUAACUGCAGUGGGGGAGUAAUCUAACUGGAGUGGGGGAUGUGGCGAAACCAACCUCGCCACUGUGAACUGGAGAAGCCUGGUUGCUCGUCUGCUCCCUUUGGACUAUGGCCCUGCAGGUUAAACCGUUUAUUUCCCCUGCAGAAAGGCUUAUUUGUGUGAUCUGAGUGCCAUUCAUCUAAUAAUGUGCACUCAGAUCCCAGCUAUCUGGGGAUAUGUGAAAUGUCUGUGUGUUAUGUGUAAAUGUGACUUUAUGUAUUUUAAAGUGUUUUGUGUCUUUUUGCAACCAUGUGCUUAAUGGAGUCUUGUGUCUAUCCUGGGAGAUAAUUGAAUUACUCUCCAGGAUAGAAGACUCUGAAACUGGUUUGGGCCAGAAAGCCAUGCUUCAUUUAGUCACAAAGGACUUUUUACUAACUUUUGAACCCCUUGUCUGAUUUGUGCCAUUUUUGAAUAUGUUGUUCCCCUGAAUGGAUUGAUUGUGAAUAUGUAAUUUUAUGUGACUGUGAUGUGAUUGGUUGUUUUGUAACGCCCUGUGGGCUGUACUAUGUUUGUGGAUUGGGAAUAAAAGAGACUGUAUGUGACAGUACAGAGAGUUCCUGUUUUAACCCUCAAAGUGAAGUGUCGUCUCAUUAUUGGGGGAAGGAUUUAUUGUAUGCUGUUCCAGUUUGACUGCUAGGAGAGUAAACCUAUUCGUAUGGUUCCUAUUCAACUGUCUACAGCAUUCAUAUGCUUGAGAGGAUUCAUAUGCUUCUCCGGUUCGGUGGUUGUGGUGUCUGCUGCAGUGCUUAGAGUCCUCAGGAAGUGCUAGGAGCAUCCUUUAACGGAGGUACCCAGUCGGGGUGCCAGGCGAUCCGUUACAUUGGUGGCAAGCGGUGGGAUGGCGUCCUAGUGCGAGGUAAAGCAGCUCAGAGACACAGUUCGUUUGGAUUUACAAAUUGAGGGCAACGCUAGCACACGUGCAGCGACCCUGGGAGCAGAGGUAUCCAGCGACUUGGAGCAGACAAGUAUGGAAGGCUCUGGCGAUGAUUGGAUGGCCGAGGUGAGGCAGCGAGUGGCCCAGUAUGGGGAUGAUUUACCCAUGGAGGUACGCCGGGUGAUCUGGAACCAGGUCACGGCCGAGCGAAACACAAGGCUGGCCCGAGAAUUCCGGCUGGCGAAAGAGAGAGAGUAUGCUCAGCGGAAGGAGUGUUACAGCAGCCGAGUAGAGGCUGCAUCCAAGGAGGCUAGCCGUCUCCCCCUGAGGCGGCCGCAGGAACCCGAAGUAGGGGUCCUCAUAGACUGGUCCUGUGAGGAACCACAACAGGCAGGUGGAGAUGGGACCGGCCCAGAUCCCCAGCAGCAGCCGGAGUUGCCAGGUGCGGAAGCAGGUGGUCCUUACUCGCAAAUGUUGAGGGACCUCACAGACUGGUCCUGGGAAGACCCACAGAUGGCAGGUGGAGAUGGGACGGCGGUCUCUCAACCGGCCCUACAGGGAUGCUGGGCGGUCGGCCCAGAUCUCCAGCGGCAGUAUGUACCCCAGGGAGCUGAAGGUGCAGUCCUUCCUCCCCAGCGGCAGUGUGCACCCCAGGGAGCUGAAGGUGCAGUCCUUCCUCCCCAGCGGCAGUGUGUACCCCAGGGAGCUGAAGGUGCCGUCCUUCCUCCCCAGCGGCACAGUGUCCUGCAGGGAGCAGAGACCGUCAGUCUCGCACCCCAACCACAGGACAAAAUAAUGAAAGGGGAGACAGCUGGUCCCCCUCUCCACCAGCAGAGAGAGUGUCAGGGAGAGGAGCCUGAUACCCCCUCUCCCCAGCGGCAGGUUACAGUUCAGAGAGAGGAGCUUGUUACACCCUCUCUCCAGCGGCAGCCUAACCCAGCAAGGGGAGAUGUUACACCCCCCAACAGUGCAGAUGGGACUGUAGUCUCUGCACUUACAGCACAAGGGAUAGGGACAGUCGGUCCUGUUCCCCAGCCACAAAGCGGUGUAUCCAGAGGGGAGACAGUCGGUCUCUCCCUCCCACAACCAGGCUCCCACCAGGCUACUUCCGUGGUAGCACUGGCAUCAGGGCAGAGUACCGCUGGUCUCUGCCCACUCAGCAACCCACCAAGGCAGCCUAACAGUUGCCCACACAGUCGUGGUGAGGCACCUGGACAUGGACAAAGUUCUCCUCUGCCCAGGUGUAGUAACCAGUUAUUGUGGGUGGGCUGUACUGCUGUUUCUGUUUUGUGGGUGGGUUGCUGGACUAACCAGGGCACUGACCGGCAGGAGGUCAGAUACCCUGUUAGUCUAGUUGGUAAAGGGGAGAAGUGUGGCGAAACCAACCUCGCCACUGUGAACUGGAGAAGCCUGGUUGCUCGUCUGCUCCCUUUGGACUAUGGCCCUGCAGGUUAAACCGUUUAUUUCCCCUGCAGAAAGGCUUAUUUGUGUGAUCUGAGUGCCAUUCAUCUAAUAAUGUGCACUCAGAUCCCAGCUAUCUGGGGAUAUGUGAAAUGUCUGUGUGUUAUGUGUAAAUGUGACUUUAUGUAUUUUAAAGUGUUUUGUGUCUUUUUGCAACCAUGUGCUUAAUGGAGUCUUGUGUCUAUCCUGGGAGAUAAUUGAAUUACUUAUCUCCAGGAUAGAAGACUCUGAAACUGGUUUGGGCCAGAAAGCCAUGCUUCAUUUAGUCACAAAGGACUUUUUACUAACUUUUGAACCCCUUGUCUGAUUUGUGCCAUUUUUGAAUAUGUUGUUCCCCUGAAUGGAUUGAUUGUGAAUAUGUAAUUUUAUGUGACUGUGAUGUGAUUGGUUGUUUUGUAGCGCCCUGUGGGCUGUACUAUGUUUGUGGAUUGGGAAUAAAAGAGACUGUAUGUGACAGUACAGGGAGUUCCUGUUUUAACCCUCAAAGUGAAGUGUCGUCUCAUUAUUGGGGGAAGGAUUUAUUGUAUGCUGUUCCAGUUUGACUGCUAGGAGAGUAAACCUAUUAGUAUGGUUCCUAUUCAACUGUCUACAGCAUUCAUAUGCUUGAGAGGAUUCAUAUGCUUCUCCGGUUCGGUGGUUGUGGUGUCUGCUGCAGUGCUUAGAGUCCUCAGGAAGUGCUAGGAGCAUCCUUUAACGGAGGUACCCAGUCGGGGUGCCAGGCGAUCCGUUACAGGGGAGUAAUCUAACUGGAGUGGGGGAGUAAUCUAACUGGAGUGGGGGGACAAUCUAACUGGAGUAAUCUAACUGGAGUGGGGGAGUAAUCUAACUGGAGUGGGGGGACAAUCUAACUGGAGUGGGGGAGUAAUCUAACAGGAGUGGGGGAGUAAUCUAACUGGAGUGGAGGAGUAAUCUAACUGGAGUGGGGGGACAAUCUAACUGCAGUGGGGGAGUAUCUAACUGGAGUGGGGGAGUAAUCUAACUGGAGUGGGGGAUCAAUCUAACUGGAGUGGGGGAGUAAUCUAACAGGAGUGGGGGAGUAAUCUAAUUGGAGUGGGGGGACAAUCUAACUGGAGUGAGGGAGCAAUCUAACUGGAGUGGGGGAGUAAUCUAACUAGAGUGGAGGAGUAAUCUAACUGGAGUGGGGGACACCCACUGCAGUGGGGAGUACCUAACUGGAGUGGGGGAGUAAUCUAACAGGAGUGGGGGAGUACCUACUGAGUGGGGGGAAUACCCACUGAGUACCUAACAGGAGUGGGGAGUACUCCAACUGGAGUGGGGACACCUAACUGGAGUGGGGGGGAGUACCUAACUGGGAGGGGGGGGAGUACCCACUGGGAGGGAGGGAGUACUCCACUGAGUGGGGGACACCCACUGCAGUGGGGGAGUAUUCAACUGGAGUGGGGGAGUACUCCACUGGGAGUGGGGGAUCACCCACUGGGAGUGGGGAGUACCUGGUGGCGGGGAGUAAAUCACUGAGUGGGGGGGGGACAAUCUAACUGGAGUGAGGGAGCAAUCUAACUGGAGUGGGGGAGUAAUCUAACUAGAGUGGAGGAGUAAUCUAACUGGAGUGGGGGAGUAAUCUAACUGGAGUGGAUGGAGUAAUCUAAUUGGAGUGGGGGAGCAAUCUAACUGGAGAGAGGUAGCAAUCUAACUGGAGAAGGGGAGUAAUCUAACUGAAGUGGGGGAGCAAUCUAACUGGAGUGGGGGAUCAAUCUAACUGGAGUGAGGAAGUAAUCUAACUGGAGUGGGGGAGCAGAGCAAUCUAACUGGAGUGGGGGAAUAAUCUAACAGGAGUGGAGGAGCAAUCUAACUCUAGUGGGGGAGUAAUCUAACUGGAAUGGGGGAGCAAUCUAACUGGUGUGGGGGAGCAAUCUAACUGGAGAGGAGGAGUAAUCAAACUGGAGUGGGGGAGCAAUCAAACUUAAGUGGGGGAGCAAUCUAACUGGAUUGGGGGAGUAAGCUAACUGGAGUGGGGGAGCAGAGCAAUCUAACUGGAGUGGGGGAAUGAUCUAACAGGAGUGGAGGAGCAAUCUAACUGGAGUGGGGGAAUGAUCUAACAGGAGUGGAGGAGCAAUCUAACGGGAGUGGGGGAGUAAUCUAACUGGAGUGGGGGGAUAAUCUAACUGGAGUGGGGGAGUAUCUAACUGGAGUGGGGGAGUAUCUAACUGGAGUGGGGGAGUAUCUAACUGGAGUGGAGGAGUAAUCUAACUGGAUUGGGGGAGAAAUCUAACUGGAGUGGGGGAGUAAUCUAACUGGAGUGGGGUAUCAAUCUAACUGGAGUGAGGGAGAAAUCUAACUGGAGAGGGGGAGCAAUCUAACUGGAGUGAGGGAGUAAUCUUACUGGAGUGGGGGAUCAAUCUAACUGGAGUGAGGGAGUAAUCUAACUGGAGUGGGGGAGCAAUCUCACUGGAGUGGGGGAUCAAUCUAACUGGAGCGGUGGAGUAAUCUAACUGGAGAGGGGGAUCAAUCUAACUGGAGUGAGGGAGUAAUCUAACUGUAGUGGGGGAUCAAUCUAAGUGGAGUGAGGGAGUAAUCUAACUGGAGUGGGGGAUCAAUCUAACUGUAGUGGAGGGAGUAAUCUAACUGGAGUGGGGGAGCAAUCUAACAGGAGUGGGGGAUCAAUCUAACCGGAGUGAGGGAGUAAUCUAACUUGAGAGGAGGAGCAAUCUAACUGGAGUUUAGGGAGCAAUCUAACUGGAGUGGGAAGAGAGUCUAGGGGUGCAAUUCAACUUUAAUGGAGUGGAACUUAAAAAUAUAAACUAAAAAAAUCUAUAUUAAGCACAUUUGUUGAGUCAGAAUGCACUUUUCAAAUGGAGCAAAAUGUAUCUCACAAAGAGCUACAUGACUUCAAAAUAAUACUGAUUGCAUUAAAGCUACUCCCAAGUUUUUUUUAUAAAGAUAGAAUUUUUAUGAAAUACUAAUGUUGGCUGUGUUGGAAUUUCACUUCAUGCCAUGAAUCUCUACAGGGCCUGCGCCCUCUAGUGUAUUUUUAAGGUUAAAACAUGUAACAUGUAGACUGAAAGCGUAUAGCUCAGAGGGAGAAGGGAGAGGGGGAUACGAUAAAACAUAGACUGAAAGCCAUUAAUAUGUAUAGCUCAGAGGGAGAAGAGAGAGGGGGAUACGAUAAAACAGACUGAAAGCCAUUAAUAUGUAUAGCUCAGAGGGAGAAGGGAGAGGGGGAUAUGAUAAAACAUAGACUGAAAGCCAUUAAUAUGUAUAGCUCAGAGGUAGAAGGGAGAGGGGGAUAUGAUAAAACAUAGACUGAAAGCCAUUAAUAUGUAUAGCUCAGAGGGAGAAGGGAGAGGGGGAUAUGAUAAAACAGACUGAAAGCCAUUAAUAUGUAUAGCUCGGGGGGGAGAAGGGAGAGGGGGAUAUGAUAAAACAGACUGAAAGCUAUUAAUAUGUAUAGCUUGGGGGGGAGAAGGGGAUAUGAUAACACAGACUGAAAGCCAUUAAUAUGUAUAGCUCGGGGGGAGAAGGGAGAGGGGGAUAUGAUAAAACAGACUGAAAGCCAUUAAUAUGUAUAGCUCGGGGGGGAGAAGGGAGAGGGGGAUAUGAUAAAACAUAGACUGGAAGCCAUUAAUAUGUAUAGCUCAGAGAGAGAAGGGAGAGGGGGAUAUGAUAAAACGUAGACUGGAAGCCCAUAAUAUGUAUAGCUCAGAGGGAGAAGGGAGAGUGGGAUAUGAUAAAACAUAGACUGAAAUCCAUUAAUAUGUAUAGCUCAGAGGGAGAAGGGAGAGGGGGAUAUGAUAAAACAGACUGAAAGCCAUUAAUAUGUAUUGCUCAGAGGGAGAGGGAGAGGGGGAUAUGAUAAAACAUAGACUGAAAGCCAUUAAUAUGAAUAGCUCAGAGGGAGAAGGGAGAUACGAUAAAACAGACUGAAAGCCAUUAAUAUGUAUAGCUCAGAGGGAGAAGGGAGAGUGCGAUACGAUAAAACAUAGACUGAAAUCCAUUAAUAUGUAUAGCUCAGAGGGAGAAGGGAGAGGGAGAUAUGAUAACACAUAAACUGAAAUCCAUUAAUAUGUAUAGCUCAGAGGGAGAAGGGAGAGGGGGAUAUGAUAAAACAGACUGAAAGCCAUUAAUAUGUAUUGCUCAGAGGGAGAGGGAGAGGGGAAUAUGAUAAAACAUAGACUGAAAGCCAUUAAUAUGUAUAGCUCAGAGAGAGAAGGGAGAGGGGGAUACGAUAAAACAUAGACUGGAAGCCCAUAAUAUGUAUAGCUCAGAGGGAGAAGGGAGAGGGGGAUACGAUAAAACUUGGACUGAAAGCCAUUAAUAUGUAUAGCUCAGAGGGAGAAGGGAGAGGGGGAUAUGAUAAAACAGACUGAAAGCCAUUAAUAUGUAUAGCUCAGAGAGAGAAGGGAGAGUGGGAUAUGAUAAAACAUAGACUGAAAUCCAUUAAUAUGUAUAGCUCAGAGGGAGAAGGGAGAGGGGGAUAUGAUAAAACAGACUGAAAGCCAUUAAUAUGUAUUGCUCAGAGGGAGAGGGAGAGGGGGAUAUGAUAAAACAUAGACUGAAAGCCAUUAAUAUGAAUAGCUCAGAGGGAGAAGGGAGAUACGAUAAAACAGACUGAAAGCCAUUAAUAUGUAUAGCUCAGAGGGAGAAGGGAGAGUGCGAUACGAUAAAACAUAGACUGAAAUCCAUUAAUAUGUAUAGCUCAGAGGGAGAAGGGAGAGGGAGAUAUGAUAACACAUAAACUGAAAUCCAUUAAUAUGUAUAGCUCAGAGGGAGAAGGGAGAGGGGGAUAUGAUAAAACAGACUGAAAGCCAUUAAUAUGUAUUGCUCAGAGGGAGAGGGAGAGGGGAAUAUGAUAAAACAUAGACUGAAAGCCAUUAAUAUGUAUAGCUCAGAGAGAGAAGGGAGAGGGGGAUAUGAUAAAACAGACUGAAAGCCAUUAAUAUGUAUUGCUCAGAGGGAGAGGGAGAGGGGGAUAUGAUAAAACAUAGACUGAAAGCCAUUAAUAUGUAUAGCUCAGAGGGAGAAGGGAGAGGGGGAUAUGAUAAAACAUAGACUGAAAGCCAUUAAUAUGUAUAGCUCAGAGGGAGAAGGGAGAGGGGGAUAUGAUAAAACAUAGACUGAAAGCCAUUAAUAUGUAUAGCUCAGAGGGAGAGGGGAGAGGGGAUAUGAUAAAACAUAGACUGAAAUCCAUUAAUAUGUAUAGCUCAGAGGGAGAAGGGAGAGGGGGAUACGAUAAAACAGACUGAAAGCCAUUAAUAUGUAUAGCUCAGAGAGAGAAGGGAGAGGGGGAUAUGGUAAAACAUAGACUGGAAGCCUAUAAUAUGUGUAGCUCAGAGGGAGAAGGGAGAGGGGGAUAUGAUAAAACAUAAACUGAAAGCCAUUAAUAUGUAUAGCUCAGAGGGAGAAGGGAGAGGGGGAUAUGAUAAAACAUAGACUGAAAGCCAUUAAUAUGUAUACCUCAGAGGGAGAAGGGAGAGGGGGAUAUGAUAAAACAUAGACUGAACGCCAUUAAUAUGUAUAGCUAAGAGAGAGAAGGGAGAGGGAGAUAUGAUAAAACAUAGACUGGAAGCCCAUAAUAUGUGUAGCUCGAAGGCACACUACAUAAAGGAGAUAGAGUUAAAAUAAAUUAGGCAGAUCCCAGAACAUGGAUACAGGCAAACUGUAUUUUAUUUACAUCCUGUGUAGAAUUUUCCACGAUUGAUCAAGGUAUUUUGAGCUGUUAGUGAAAUAACUGAAAAUCAGUUACUUAACAGGGCAGGUUAAAUGGAUCAAUUGGAUAUUAUUUUACAUUUAAACUGAAGUCCUCAUGUCACUUCUGCAUAGACAUACUCCAUUUCUCUCUUCAAUCCUUGAAUUAGUUACAAUUACGUCCACUUCCCUGCCCUCAUCUAUGUAGAAUCUCUGGCCUUUGAAGCCGAGAAACAAUUCCUGAUGUAACAUGUAAAGAAAGACAUACGGCAUCUCUACAGGGGACAGUGUAAAGUUAAUCUGAAUAUCUCCCGCGACAUUAACAUGUGAAGCACUUCAGGCUAAAACCGUUUAUAAACUGUUAGUAUUGCUUACAAUUUCUCUAUAUAUAGUUUUUCCAGCUGGUGGACCAAAUUGUUCUGCAAAAGCCACAAAACAGAAUGAUUAUGUCAUGUUAACCUGCGAAUGGCCAGGAGGUUACCCUCGCGCCAUGCUUGAGUGGAAUAAUAAGGAAAUUGGAGACUCCAAGGAAUCUUCCAACAUCUACGUCUUAAAAUCCGACCCAGUUUAUAAUGGCAAAUUGUUUACCUGCAGUGGCCUGCACCCCAUGAAUACAGACGUAAAGCAGUGUCUUGUCCGGCUCGGUAAGACUUCUUAUGAGUUUAAAAUCCCUUGUGAUAAUUUAGAAGAUUUGAGCUAGAUAAUGUUAUGCGUUUAAUCUUAACUCGAUACAAAGUUUUAAGAGUAAUUUCUAUUUUACAUACUUAAGAUUAGAUUUGUGCGUUUGGAUUCUGACAACCUGCGUUUCCAAAUUGGCUGUUAAUCCAAAUAUUGAAGACUGAAUCGAACGAGUCCUGAAUCUCACUAUGGGCGCAAUUCUUCUCUGUGGUUCAGUCAUUCGUUGAUUCAGAAUGCUGAAAGAUCAAAAUAAGAAGAUACCUUUUCCUAAUCUUGAUCUGUCAGAUGCUUAGUAGAUAGUUCCUAAACCUAAUCCUAAUGGUAUCAAAUAAGGGAGCUAUUUACUAAGCAACUCCAUAAUGUGGUAACCUCAGACAUGGGUACCACAUAAAGGCUCCAAAUUAAGGAGUUAUCUAAUAAAAUCAAAAUUAAAAAAAAAAGCUUGAAUGUGUAAUUUGAUUAAUCUGAGCUAAACGGCACAUUUAGACCUAUCAUGUUUGAAUUCUUGACACUAAAAUAUUAAUUUUAGUUAAAUAAUAUCAAACAAUGUAAUGACUGAUACAUUAAAAUGUAUGGAUGUGUUUUUGUUAAUAUUGCUUCAGUGCUAUUAUGUCAAUGUCUGUUGGACAACAGGCCAAGUUAACACUUCAAGUGUGAGAUUUAAACAGGUACAAACAUACCCCUCUUAGAGCGCUAACCUCUAAUCUAUAAUUGGCUCUACGUGUAAGCAUACAUGUAAUGUGGCAGAGUUUAUAACUAUGAUACAAGGGAUAUGAUAGCUCACCGAAGUGUUUUACUCCUUUUUACUUUAUAAAUGUUCAAAAAUCAUCACUUUUAUAAAACUGCUUGAUUGCACUCUGUGUUAUUGACAGCUCUUCCUCAAACGCUUUGAGUGUUUGCUCAAAGCCUAUACGAGGCAUCUUCUCAUAAAACCCUAAAUCGUUAGAGGCAAUUAACCUUAGGCUUUAUUGGGAAAGGGUACUUUUUAACCCCUUAAGGACCAAACUUCUGGAAUAAAAGGGAAUCAUGACAUGUCACACAUAAUAAUAAUGGGGUGUUCUCCUAAAGCAGUGGUUCCCAAACCAGUCCUCAUGCCCCACCAACAGUCCAGGACUUAUGUAAUUCCCUGUUUUAUUUCAAUGGAGAAACUAACAAAACCUGGACUGUUGGUGGGUUUUAAAGGACUGGUUUGAGAACCACUGUCCUAAAGGGACAUGCAUCAUUUGACUUUGAAAAGUCUCUGAUAAAUGUUUAUAAACUUCCUAAAAAUGUGGUCAGAUUGCAUUGGUGGGCAGGUCUCUCUGAGUUUAUUCAGCCCCUCCCCCCCUCCUUACCCUCCAAUCUCAGUUUUAGACCAGUCCACUAAUGACAGAAGUGUGGCCUUAUUGUGCAGCAGCAAGAGAGACAAACCCAGCACCGGAGUCUGCUCUGCAUGAUCACACUGACCAGACUAGCUCUCUAUUACCCCUGUCAGGAUGUUACAAGGUGAAGAGAUCUUCCAACUGCGCAUGUGUGAAUCUGUUAGGCACGACCAAUGCACUUUUCCAGCAUUCCUAGGGAUAGCACACUGAUUGGUUAGAUCAGUGUCUCUCCUGGAAUGGGUGUGGAAAGCAUAAGAACGAAGCAGGUAAAUAUUAAAAAAAAUAAUACAUACCUUCUUUUUUCAGCCUGCAGAGUGAUGCAACAGUCUCAUUCAAAGCUAAUAUUUGCCUCAAUGUGCUGCAUGUCUCUUUAUGAAGGUCCAAGGCGUGCCAUACCCGGUUAAGGUUCUAAUGUAAAACAUUAAAAAAUAAUUUUAUGGGCUAGGGUUGGGUCUACUUAUCAAUGUCUUGCUGUUUGGAGUUCAACAUUUAAGUUUGAACUUAAGCUAUGUCCUCUGUAUAAAUUUAACUGUAACUGUAUGUGCCAUGUAUUUUGUUUUAUGUGAUUAUAUGUUGGUUCCAUCACGUUGUCUACGUUGAGCAAACUGGGAAAUUAUCUUAUUAUUCAAUGUAAUAUUUUGUUAAAUGAGCAAUUCUCCUAAUGAGGGGAGUUUAAAAGCCAUACAUUAACUCCCAGCACUUUCUUUUGUCAGAGUCUCCAGUCUUGGAAAAGUCUGCAAACAUUUCGGUACUUGAAGGAAAUGAUGCUCAGAUGAGCUGUCACAUGAAACCAACAAAUCUUAUAUCUGAGAUAAUCUGGUAUGAUAACAAGAACAAGGAAAUAACUUCAGAUUCCCAGAAGUAUGGAAUACUUAAGGAAUCUGGUUUUUCUACUUUAACCAUUCGAGAAACCGAGUGGAACGUCGACAGUGGAUUGUAUCGCUGCUUGGCCUUUAAUGCUGUGGGAAAUUCUUCCAUUUUAAUUUGGCUUCAAGUUAACAGUAUGUACAGUUUACUAAAUAUCAUAUGAAUUAUUUUAUUUUAGCAGCAUGAUUUAUAGCCUUCAGAUAAUACACAGAUGCAGGAAAAAAAAAACACAGUGAAUCCCUUGAAAUGAUUUGAAUUACAUGAUUUGAUUUAUUAAAGUAUUGCAGAUAAUUUAGAAUAAUUUAAAUUUUUUGCAUUUUUUUUCGUGAUUUAUUAUAUGGAUAUUUUUUAGCCCAUAAUAUUUUUUUUUGCGUGCUGCAAUAUUCACAUUUUUCACUGGCACAAUAUAUUUACCAAUUUUCUUUUGCUUUUUCUCUAAUAAAAGUGUGGGAUGGAAUUUAAAAGAACAAACGAUAUCACUUUUAGUCCAAUUUUAGAACAUUCUAAUAAUCAUGAACAGACCAAAAAUAAAAGGCACUUUUAAGAUCCCCCAGUGUAUACAGUUGUUGUACCAAUGUUGCUUCCAGAGAAGUGAUGUCAUCCAGUCCCACCAAUCAGGUGUCAGCACAGUACUUAAAUAGUUGAAUGGGCAUUCCAAUAUGAUGCUUCUUUGCUGUUCCCAGGAGAAAAGUGUUGCAUUUUUUACUUCCCUGAUUAUCUUAUCUUCUUUUGCACUGGUGCUUCUAACUAACAGCACUAACUGUAUUUUAUUUAUUGUUUGCCUUAUAUCUUUGUUUUUUUCAUUUAUAUUACUCAUAUUUCUUAUAUUUGCUUUUGCGUGUGGUGCUCUUAUGGUUUUACCAUUGUGAAUGCUUUUUCCUUUCCCCUCCUGUUUAUUUACUUUCCACUUACAUAGUUACAUGGUUACAUAGAUUGAAAGGAGACAUGUAUCCAUCAAGUUCAGCAUUCCUCACAUUUGUUUUUAGCUGUUGAUCCAAAAGAAGGAAAAAAAAAAACAGUUUGCAACAAACUAGGAAAAAAAGUCCCUCUUGACCCCAGAAUGGCAUUCAGAUUUAUCAUUGGAUCAAGAAGCUAUUACCCUGCAUUGAAAAAUUAUAUCCUUGAAUAUUCUGGUUUUGCAACUAUGCAUUUAGUUGCUGUUUAAACAUCUGUACGGACUCUGAUAAAACCACUUCUUCAGGCAGAGAAUUCCAAAACUUUAUUGUUCUUACGAUUAAAAAAAAACCUUUCCUUUGCCUUAGACUAAAGCUUCUUUCUUCCAGUCUGAACGCAUGACGAUCGUGUCCUAUGUAAAUUACUGUUUGUGAAAAGACUUCCACACAUUGGUUUCAAUUGACCCCGGAUAUAUUUGUAUAAUGUUAUCAUAUCCACUCCAAGGCAAUGUUUUUCUAAACUAAAGAGAUUUUAAUUUGUUGUCCUUUCUUUAUAGCUAAAAUGAUCCAUUUGUUUUAUUAAUUUUGUAGCCCACCUCUGCACUCUUUCUAGUGCCAUAAUAUCCUUCUUUAGAACAGGUGCUUAAAAUUGCACAGCAUAUUCAAUAUGGGGUCUUACCAGUGAUUUAUACAGAGGCAAAAUGAUAUUCUGAUCCCAAGAAUUAAUGCCCUUUUUCAUGCAUGACAAUACCUUACUGGCCUAAGCCACUGCUGAUUGACAUUGCACAUUGUUGCAUAGUUUGUUGUCUGUAACAAUUCCCAAGUCCUUCUCGCGUGUUGUUAUCCCUAAUACGCUUCCAUUAAGGGUAUAAGGUGCUUGUGCUUUCUUUACAUCAAAGUGCAUAACUUUGCAUUUUUCUACAUUAAAUUGUAUCUGCCAUUUAAGUGCCCAGUCCCCCAGUCUAUCUAAAUCCCUCUACAGCAAAGUAAUAUCUAUAACAUGACUUUCAAUGCUGUCUUCAAGAUCAUUUAUAAACAUGUUAAAUAGAAGGGUUCCCAGAACAGAACCCUGAGGGACACCACUUGCCACAUCUGUCCUGCUUGAAAAUUUACAGUCAAUGACAUCUAGAGCAAUUUCUUUGAGUUUGAACACUAAUCUAUUGUGUGGAACUGUAUCAAACGCCUUGGCAAAAUCCAAAUAGAUCACAUCCACUGCAACACCCUGAUCUAUAUUUCUACUUACUUUUUUGUAGAAUGCAGUCAAGUUAGUUUGACAUGACCUGUGCUUCAUAAAACCGUCAUCUAAUUUUUAUACUUCCUGUAUUGCAAAUUCUGUUUAAUCUAGAAUGUAUUAUCUCCUGCUCUGUUAAUGACUUAUUAGACCAUAUAGGAACAUUCUGUAUGUAACUAAAGUUCAAUUUACAGAGCAGGAGAUUAAAGUAAAUUACAACUGAUUGAAAAAUGAAACCAUUUUGUUUUCAUGCAGGCUGUGAGAGUCACUGCCACGGGAGGUGUGACUAGAGCUGCAUAAACAGAAACAAAAGUGAUUUAUCUCUUAAAUGGCAGAGAAUUGAGUAGUGAGACUGCAGGGGCAUGAUCUGUACACCAAAACUGCUUCAUUAAACUAAACUUGUUUUGGUGACUACAGUGUCCAUUUAAUAACCUUUCAAUAUUUACUACAGAAGUUAAGCUCACAUGUCUAUAAUUUCCAGGCAAGGAUUUUGAACCCUUUUUGAAAAUAGGAACCACAUCCGCCUUCCGACAAUUCUCCGGAACACUUCCUGAAAGAAAAGCAUCUUGAUAGAUUAAAAACAGAGGUUCACUUAUUUCUACACUUAGUUGCUCGUGGUAGUACUCGUGGAUGAAUACCAUUAGGUCCUGGAGCUUUGUUUAUGUUAACUUUCUUUAGUUGCUGCAGCACCUUGUCUUGAGUUAGCCAACUGGCAUUUUUCUGCAUGUUUUUUGCAGCAAUAAUUUCAAUUAUCUAUUGCCAUAGGUUCUUCCUUAAUAUAUAUGGAGGAGUAAUAGUUAUUUAAAACACCCCAUGCUGGUUUUUAGUGUACCAACAUUUUAAUUUUUUCCUUUUUUUUUUUUUUAGAAUUUAUGUACUUAAAAAUACAUUGGGGUUGUUUUUUUCUCUUUUUAUCUAUCAUUUUUUUCAUUUUGAAGUUUAGCCAAUCUAAUCGCCUUUUUGCACACGCUAUUGGCUUCCUUAUAUCUUUUAUAGGAUGCCUCUGAUAUGUCCGAUUUAAAUGCUUUGAAUGCCCUUUUUUUAUUUUUUAUUUCUUAAUUCCCUUUCCCACUAUGCCACAUUGGUUUAAAUUUGUUUCUAUUAUCUUUAUUACCCAGUGGUACAUACUGAGAAAACUACCUUUCUAAUAUUUGUUGGAAGAUCUUUCAUUUAUUCUCAGUGUUCUCAUUAAAGAGUUUAUACCAAUUAAUAUAUUGUAAAGCUCCCCUUAACUUAUUGAAAUUGGCCUUUUUAAAAUUAUAUGUUUUAGUAUACCCCAUGUGCUUUUGUUUUUUUGAGCUUAUUUCAAAGGACACUAUUUUGUUUUCACUAUUUCCCAAAUGAUCACGUACUUGAAUGUUACUGUAACGGAUCACCUGGCACCCCGACUGGGUACCUCCAUUGAAGGAUGUUCCUAGCGCUUUCUGAGGGCUCCAAGCACUCCAGCCGACACCAUAACCACCGUAGACUCCUUCAGAGAACAAGACAGGAACAAGCUCUUACAAGAGCUCAGUGAUUAUAGCAAGGGAAUAUGCAGAGCAUAGCAAUCCCUUGUAGCAGAUUCCCCCAAUAAGAGACAGGACUCAGAUUGAGGGUGAAGUAGAACUGACUGUACUGGCACAUACAGCCUCUUUUAUUCACAUUCUAGAAACAUAGUACUGCCCACAGGGUUUUGCAGAACAACCAAUCAAUACGUCAAAAUCAUACAAAUUGGUCCAGUGGGUCAAAAGUUAGUUGGAAAUCCCUUUGUGACCGCCUGCAAGCAUGACUUGGGUGUGGUAAGCCAAUUACCUCCAGCAUACAGAAAAUAGCUCUAUUCACAACAACACAUAAAAAUACAUAAUUCAUAUUAUACUUAACAGAACCCCCACAUUCAACCUAUCCCCGGAUAGCUUGGAUCUGAGUGCUCACUAUAUCCGAACAGUGCUCAGAUUCCACAAAAACAGUCCAAUCGCCAUGGGGUUAAACCAUAGCAACAAGUUCCAGCUGGUCUGGCAGUGUCCCUGGGACAAUGCCCUGCUGGAGAACAAUAGACAGGAAACGGGGGAGGGGCACACCUUCUCAUGUAUUCAAAGGGUCAGAAAAAGUGUUUGAAAAUCCAAUAAGCCCAAAUGUCUUUAAAGGGCAAUACAUCCCAGGGGACAUAGUCACAUGGCAGGAGGCUGUCAAUCAGUCUUCUCCAAUGCCCAGUGGCAAGGUCGGUUUCGCCACAGUUACCUAUUUUCUCUUUAUAGUGAUUUUCCUUGGUUUCUAGGUCUUUUCUGGUUUAUUUGCACUAUAUUAGCGGCCAAUUUCUCCAUCGGAGACCCCCUGUUACUUUGUUGCAAAGACCAUAUUGGUUGGGGCAAAGUGUUCAUUGUCCUUACCUUUUAUUCUCUCAUAAGGUUACUUGGCGGCUUUCUCUUUGUGGAAGAUAGAUGGUUUAGCGGUCAGUCAUUACUUUCAUGUAUUAGAUUUUCAUAUAACACUUUUUAAACACAUUUUACCUCAGAAUAUUGCUCUUUGUAUCCUAUAUUGAGGCUUUGUGUUUUUUCGAUAAAAUGCAUUUUUAUUCUGCUUUAGUAAUUUUAAAUUUAUUCUCUUUGUUUUGGUGAGGAUAUUUUGUUUGAUCAUCUCUCCAUUUUACUUCUUUUGUAUAUUGUAUACAUUGAAUUGCAUUCAGCAUUUCAUAUUUUAAAGAUUCUGUAGUUCCAUUUGCUAUUGGUUUUUCCUAUAAGGAUACAGUCUCUAAAGUUUAAAACAUUGAUUUCAGAUCCUCUAACCCUAGUGAUGGAGAAAAUGAACCUUAUUUUCAGAUUCCUCUGGAUAGAACACAAUAAUUUGCAGACAUUCUAUGUCUUAAUUAAGUCUAAAGUCUAAACUCUGUGGAUACGAUGACCCAUACCUUUUCUAAGGCAUUAUUACAAGCACUAUCACAAGCUAUUUCGGAUGACUCUAAUAAUAUUAAUUUACCAAAAACCCUUGAUCCCUAUCAGGUUCUGUCUUUCAUUUCAGAUUUUGAUUAUGCAACUUUAGCUUGGGAAAGUUAUUGAUAAAUCUAAGUGCUUUUCACAACAGAUCUCUACAACAACUUUGAAAUUAGGAUUAACCCGAGUAAUGAAGACUUAAAAGAGCCCAUGCUUGUUGAGCAGAAGUGACAAAAAAAAUGUCUAAUGUCUUAAUGUUAGAAAGUAUUAUGGACUCUGAAUCAUGUACAGAUGAGGAGACAAAGAUAGAGUCAAUACACAACUCAGACUUGAUAUCUCAGAUUCCGUAUUUCCAGUAUUUGUUGAGGAAAAAUGUUCUUUAGAAAAAGCGAACAACAAAGAUUUUGUUUGAUAGCAAAGGGUGACCAUACCAAUCCAGAAGAAUCUUCAGUUUGUGAAGUUGGCUCUGCUGGACUAAAUUACACGGUAUUUGGAACACAAAAAUCAUAAACCCUUAGACAAGUCUAGUCGAUAUGAACUUAGUGUGAAUGACCUUGACCUUCUAUUCCCAACAAAGUUUGUGUUUCUCCUGUGGUUGGCCUUAAAUGGUUCAGUACCUCACUAAUCAUGAUGCAAUUGUCAGAGACAGGUAUAGAGUUUGUAAUGAAAGCAUGCCAAGAUAAAAUUUUAGAUAAUUCUGUAUCCCUUAACAAAAUAUUUGAUUUGGUGGAAGAAUCACUAACCCAUGAACAACUAGUUCAGUCUUAAAGGAAAGAAAAAUAUUAUGUUUUAUGAGACAAUGCAAAUACUUCUAUUGCAAUUAGACAGUUUAUAAGGCUUGGAAUCAGAGAGAAUGUUGAUUCUAGUAGUAACACCCUUUUGGCAAACACAACCAUGGUUACCGGAAUUUUAUAUUUGAUUUAUAUUCCACAACUCUUUCUUUCCAUGCCAAAUCUUCCAUCCAGUCAGAUGCACAAACUCCAACAACAAAACCUUCUGAAUGUUUCUACUUGGAAGAUCUCCAUUUACCUGAUUUUAUCAAAGGAGUUUCAGAAUCACUUUUCUCUCUAUUACAGCAAGCUUGAGCUCCAAGAACUAGAAGAUCUUCUAAGUGUGCAUGGAGUGUCUGGUCUCAUUUCAGUAUGGAACACGAUUUGGAUCCCAUUUCAGCAACUCCUUGUGUUUUACUGUCUUUUUCUGACUUCCAUUUUUGAACAUGGGAAAGCUUACAGAACAAUAAACUUUUGUCAAUGUGUUAUAUUGUUGGGCCAUAGAGGAAUUGAUAUGAUUCCAGCUGGCGAGAGUUUUACUGUAUGCUAUUUAAUGGUAUUAGACUUUCCAGAUCUCCUCAACCCAAAUAUGUUUCCAUCUGAGAUGUGAAUGUUGUUCUUAAUUUUAUUGAACAAUGGUCUGUCAACACUUAUUUAUCUAUUCACCAACUCUCAUCUAAAUUAGUUGUACUCAUGCAAGGUGGUCUCAUAUGUACAUGGAGCCCAUUCUUGUGGCGUUUUAGGGGUAAAAUUUAACAUUUCUCCUCAUACUAAGACUUCUAUCACUUAAGUGUUUUAUCCAUCUUUUUCAGACUUACCAAAUCUGUGUUCGAUUUCUUCAUUGAUUUAAUAUAAUUUGAUCAGCUUUUCAAAUUAUAUUAUAAAGAUAUCAUGAAAUUAGCAGGCUGGUCUCAAUUUUCUUAAUUUAAUUAUUCAAUUUUUCUUUGUGGUAAUUGAUAAGCUUUCAAAUUACUUGAUAGGAGCCACCGUGACUUGUAAUAAAAUCCCAAGAUUUUUUUUAAGUCGUUAUGGAAAGUCAUGAUUUUAUUAAAGACACGAAGGGGAGUAUUAGCACUAAUCCUUUAAAAAAAUAAAUAAUAAUAAUAAUGUUUUUCCCUACUCAUUAACUCAUUAGCUCUUAUAUAAUAUUUAAUGUAAUUAUUGAUUAUAUGGCUCUCAUAACUUAAAUAUGAUACUGUAAAAAUUAUCAUAAAAUAUUAUUAUUAUCAUCAUCAUUAUUAUUAUUAUUAAAUGUAUUUGACUUAUUUUUAUUGUUUCAGCUCAAAACAAGUUUUUAUGAUUAUUAUUUUCUGUUGUCUCCGCUGAUGGAAAUUCCCUAAAUGCUUUUCUUGUGAGGACUUGUUUUUGUUAAAAUUCAUUUGUUUGCUUCAUUUUCCACAUGUUUGUGAAUUAACACAUUUAGAGGACUUUAUUUCUGUUCAUCUUAUCGCAUCAAAGAAAGAUGGCAUUAGAAUGUUCAUGCAACUAUUUAUUAUCUGUGCUAACGUCUUAUUGGUGGGACGGGAUGAUGCCACCUAUUCCUGUGGAAAUGUACUCUUUAUUUCUGUGUGCUAAUGUUAUUUGUUUCUGUUAUUUGGAAGUAAAGAAAGAUAAUUCCAUACUUGUCAUCUUUGUGUCUUUAAUGAAAUCAUGACUUUCCAUCAUGACCACAAUUUUUGACUUUUUAUGUGCUUCAUGCUUCAGCGCUAAGUUCCCUUGCUCUGUGAGUAUGUGUGGAUUAUUACUUUCUGGCUGGUUUGCCGUUGCUCCUAGAUGCUUCCACCUCAGAAUAAUAGCACUUACAGUUGAUCAGGAUAGAUCCAGUAAGGCAGAAAUUUCAGGAACUGAUUUGUGGUAAAAGUGAAAUACUGUGACAGUGACAAAUUUAAAGUCAUUGAGCUCAUCAGUGUCUGUCAAUAGAGAUGUAAUUUAUAUAUGUGGCAAAACUAUUUGCUGCUGUACGGGGCCAUUCAUAUGGCAAACGUGUCCAGAUUUUGUCAUUCAGGCCUGACACUGAUCUGGGUUUCAGCUGGACUGAACGCUAGUGGAAUACUGAAAUCUGGAUAAAAUUUUGCAAGCUCGGACCAGCCGCUACAUAAUUAGUUUCUUUUUACCCAUUGCAAUAGUACUUAAAUUUAAUUAUAAAUAUGAGGCUCAUAUUAUCCUCUACUUUAUUUACUACUUCAAAUAGCAGCAAAUGUAAAAUGCAAUGUAAAUUCAAACAAACUUAAAACUGGACCAAACAUGAUAAUAUAGAACAUUUAAUUCAACCAAUCAGGAACAGUCUCUUAAUAAAUAUAAACAGCCAGGUCUCUAUUUUCUUGUGUUGCUUUGUUAUAAUUUUUUCUAUGUUUUUUUUCUGUGCUUUAAUUGGAUUUAUUUAUUUUUAAUACCUAUAAUUUUAUUACAAUUUAAUUUGUCUAUUUACCCUUUUUUUUUUUGUCUGUUUUCUGAACUCACUUUGUCGAUUCUGUUUGAAUUUGCCGCAAGCUCCGUUCUCUUGCUGCCAUUUUAUUGGAGUCUAUGCUCCUUAAUCGUGAAGCAUGUGGUUUCCUGUGCAUGCACUAAACACUCAAUUUGCCGCUCAUGAAGUAUCCCAACCACUGACUGCCAGUAAGGCUUGUAUGAUCCCGGUAUUUGAUCCCACCAUUGUCCAAUAUUUAAGUAAAUUAAGUAAAGAGCGACCAAGAUAGCAUUUGAGACAUUCUCGGAUCAUUAGCUAAGAUUUUUGAUUUACCAGAGAAGUCAUUAAAAACUAGUAAACUCGAAUAUGUUCAAGUUUUAGGAGGUUAGAUUCAAACUGUUAUAUUCCUUUUAGGUAAUGCUAAUUUUGCUCUGGCAUCAGAUAGACGAAGAGACAAUCUUCUAAAAUUAGAUGCACAACUCAUUGUAAUGGAUAUUUCAGCGUAUGGACCAGAAGCCUUAUUGUUUGGGGAAUAAUUUAUUGAAAACAUUGGAAAAUAUGUUUAUAUUUUUUCCUCACUAAAUAAAGCUCAAAUACAUUUAAAACAGGUUUUCCAGAAUAACAUUUUUGGAAGGGCCUAAAAAAGCGAGAACCAUUCUUCUAUCUGAAUUUUUCAAUCAAGACAAUAUUUCAAAGGUUCCUACUAUAGGAGAAAUAGAACCCAUAAAUAAAUCUCAUAAAAUUAGCUUUUUUUCCCCAAAAUGAAGACGACCAUGGAGAUCCAGAGGCCAGAGAGGAUUUUCUAGAUCAGUGGUUCCAAACCCAGUCUUCGAGUACCCCCUAACAGUCCAGGAUUUAGGGAUUACCCAGUUGUGUCUAAGGUGUUUUUAGAAGAAAAAAAAAACUUUCCCUGAAUCCUGGACUGCUAGGGGGUACUUGAGAAAUGCGUUGGGAACCCAUGGUCUAGAUCACAAAAUUUUUCAGGUAUGUCCACUGGAACCUGUUUUUUCAAAGGGAAAUUGGGUGUGAGAAUCACACAUUUUUUCCAUUACUUGUCUCAAAUCACUUCAGAUAUGUGGGUUCUCAAUGCAGUGAAGAGAUUUAAAAUAGUUUUCGUACAUUAUUUGGUUCAGAAGGAAGAACCUCUUCCUUUACAUUUUCAAAAAUCUAAAGUUUCUGAAUGCUUGGGAAUAAUACAAGCAUUUUAAAAUGGAGAGUAUUCAUUGUCUGAGGGGUUUGCUACAACAGGGAAACUGUCUUAUAAUGGUAGAUGUAAACAAUGUAUAUCUUUCACUCACCUUUCAUCUGGAUUAUUACAAAUUUCUUAAAUUUAACUGGAAGAAGAAAAAAAUGGCAGUUCACCUGUCUACCCUUUGGACUGUUAAUGGCAUUUUGGUGCUUUACAAAGGUGUUAAAACAAAGUCAAGGUGUCCAGAUGAUAAUAUACAUUUUUUAAAUUAUGGCAAAAAACCUAUAUUAUAACACUUCAUUCACAUUUGACUUUGGAUCUCUUACAAAAUCUAGGUUUCUUUUGUAUCAAUUGGAUGAAAUCUUCUCUAAAACCAUUUUAACAGAUUAAAUUUUGGGUUUUUCUAACAAAUUUAAAUGUACAAGCACUCAGUUUACAAACUCAAAAAUUUAAAGUGAUUCACAAAGAAGGUACUACAGAAUGCCUCUAUAACCCUCAGACUUCCUGUAAGCAUCGUUAGUUUACUUUUGGCAUCAAUUUAAGCAAUCUUCCCAGCCCACUCCACUAUCGAGCAUUACAGAGACCUCAAACCAUCUUACCAUUGAAGCAAAGGACAACUUAAUUUGAUAGUUACGACACAGAAUGGCUUGGAAUGGGAAGCCAUUUUUGGAUCCUUUCCAGAUAUAGUCAUAGAAUCGGACACAAGUUUUCAUGGAUGGGGAGCCCGUUGUGAAAAAAAUUGAAACAGACGGUCAAUGGUGUUUAGAGGAACCAGCAAAACACAUCAAUUUUUGCAUGGAAAUGAGAUUUGGAUCCCUUGCAUGCAGAUAUUUCCAAAAUUUUAAAUAUUCUUUCCUAUUGUUAGGAUGAAGGAAAAGCUUACCGAACUAUCAAUGUUUACAGAUCAUCAAUUUCAGCAAAUCACAUAUUUAUCAAUAAUCUUCCAGUAGGAAAACAUCCUGUUGUUUGCAGAUUAAUAAAGGGCUUUCGAAUAAAGAGACCUCCACAACCUAGGAUGUUUGAAUCUUAGGAUGAUACUGAAAAUCUUGCAUUAAAACAUUUGUCAUGGAAACUUACUAUAUUGUUGUGUUUGAAUUCUUUUAAAAGAAUAUCAGAUGAUAAAGUGUCACUAGCAGGCAUUUUGUGUGUAAAUUAUAGGCUAUUUAGAAGAACUAAAACUAUGAUUCAGUCAGUUUCUUUUACCCUGGUUUUGCAGAUAAACCAAAACUAUGUGCAGUACAAUGUUUAAAUAUUUAUGAAAAAGGAAUUUUAAAUAUAAGGAAUACAUUUUUCGCUACUAACUUUUACUACAAUUACUAAGCUGGGAGGAGAGUGUUGUGAGGUGUUCCAAAGUAUUAACACACGGGAACUGCUGACAGAGCCGCCAUGAUUUUACUAAACAGACAGAGACAAAUAUUAUGGUUAAACCUUUCUUCUCUCAAAAGCAGCAAAGAAGACAUUUAACAGAAAACACAAUUUAUACAGAUCCAAUGGAAUACAUAGACACAAAUUACAUGCUUUUCUUCCACCAAAACAUCUUAUCAGUGGAGAUGGUAAAUAUCAGUGCACACGUUCCACAGUCCGUUUUCUUUGUAAUGAGCAGUGUUUGACUCAAGUGUUCGAAUAUAAUGCGAGGCCUGAAGUUGACAAGCAUUAAAUACAUAAAAUUAUCACCACUGGUAGUGUUUUAGGGACACAAGAGAGAAGUGAAGAAAGUCAAGGUAGCUGAGGCAUUCAAGUUUAAAGAUAUCGAAAAGCAUUUGCAUUAGAUACGGUCCGAUCAGAUCAAAUGACUCCUUCAUCCAAAGUGAAUGUUGAUGGGAUUUCAAAAACCGUUAUUUUCUUGUUCAUUUGGUCACUAUAAGGGAAGAUUUAAUCAAUGUGAAAGGCUGUGGUGUCAGGGGGAUGUGUGCAGCCUCAGUUAUACAUAUCCAAUGAUCCAAGGUUUGCUGAAAGGUACAAGUAAAUUAACUUGAAGUCAGAGUCUGGAGCCUCAGUGUGAGCAUCAUGAGGGUUCUGAAAAAGAUUGGCAUUUCAGCGUUCCAUCUGGAUGAUUGCCUCCCUUAUCAAAGCCACCCAGGCUAAAUCUAUGGCCACGGGUGCAGCCUGGCAAACUGGCAAACUCUCCCAGGAUCCCGACAGGGUUGGCAAGGAAAGUAUUGCUUUACUUCCAAGGGGAAGCAGAAAAGAAACACCUUAUGCAAUCAGAUUGGACACUGAGUGAAUAUUCCUAGGAGACAGAUAAACUCUCUUUCUUUAAUAAUUUCGACAAAGUGACAGCUUGGGCUGACGGCAACUCUGUUCGGCAGCAAUGGGACAUGGCAUUUGAUGGGGCCCCUAAUUUACCUCUGUGUUUUCCAAAAAGGAAGGUGUUUCUUCAUUUAGCCCAAGCUACAACAAAGCAUUUAUUUUGGAUUUGUUGUGGUGGAUCCUCAACACAUUUGGUUGAGAAGAUUUAGGUUUCAAAGUUGGUUCCUGUUUUCUUUACUUAUUUGUUGUGUUUUAAUUUUUCUUUUUACAUUUAACCCUAUGCAUGCUAGUUAACACUAGUUCCACAGAGAGGUAUAAUAGGCUUAUGCCUCUUAUGCCCCAUUUCCUACAGGAUGGCUGGAACCAUUUUUUCAUAACCCAUCACCUAAGCAGGAAGCGCCCCCUUUGACCUAUUGUGUUUGUUUCCUCUCUUUUCCAUAACCUGUUUGAUCAGUUGUGCUUUUUUAAUUGAUUUAAAAAUGUUCAAUUACUUUGUUGCUGCCUAUUUUAUUUGUAUUUGUGCUUUAAAAAUAAAGAAUUAGAAAACAAAAUCUACAAAUUAAUACAUUUUUGCCAACGGGUAAGGGUGUUGUUAAUUACUAACAAUGCUUUUUGAGCUCUUACCCAAUGGAAAUGGUGAAAAGGCAUAAUUCUGACCUCAAGACAUGUCUUCUACAAAAGAAUCUACCAGUAGAGUAUCUGGGUCUGAUUUCCAGAUGAAAAAGUUUGGAAUUUGGGAUUCUGUCUAAAUGCAAACAGGUUGACCUGAAAUACAUUUGAGAUCAAAUAUAUAAUAUUAGAUUAAAUUAGAAUUGAAUUUCAAAUAAAUGAGAAUUGAAUUUGAAUGUAAUCAGAAAAGAGUUAUUAGAAAAAAACUGCGGAAAACAAAAAUCUGACAUAUAAAUAUCUUCCAUACAUUAUCUAUCUGAUAGCUGAGCACCAAAUUAUAUUUUGACCACUGAAAGACUCCCUUACAUAGCACUUGCUGUAUUAAACCUAAUAUAAUGAUCUGACAGGACUGAUACAAACUCACAAUAUAGAGGUAAAAUAGUGUAAACUGGAUGAGACUCAACAAUGAAACAAAUUGUCCCAAGAAAGAUGGCCACCAAGUCCACGACUGGUAAAAUGGCCACCAUGAAUGACAAGAGACCAUGAAAGUAACGAAGAUGUGAGAACUAUGUGUGAUGGCCAAUGGUCUCCAGUGCUUGUGCUACCAGAAACAAGAGAAAAACAAAACUACAGCAAAAAGUAACGACAAUGAUCACAAUAAAGUGAGAAGAAUUUAUGGAAGUAUAUCUAAAUGAACAAGAAAGUAAAGAACAAUUUACAUAAACUAUUAGAAAAAAAGGAGCAAUAACAUUUUUUUUGUAAAAACACGGAGGCAGAAUAUCCUCCAAGAAUAGCAAUACAAACAAUAAAUAAAUGGAAAAAGAAAAACAUAAAUUCACUGCAAGAAAAUGUAAUCAUAUCACAGCACAACUACAUUGGGUGAUACUUGUCUGCAGGGACCAGCAACAAAGGCUAAUAUUGUAAUUUGUGCACUGCAAUUUAUCACCUGUUGGGAAGGAGUGAUCUAAUCUGUAACCGUGUCAAUGUAUUCCUUUUCCUCUGUAUAUUUGAUGGUUUCUGUUAGUUUUUUUUUCUUUGCUGCUAUUGGGGAAAAAAGAGCUUGAGAUCAUACCAGUUUCUGUGUCUUUAAUAAAAUCAUAUAAGAAAGAAAUAGAUAGGUACAGACCCACCUAAUGAGGGCGCUAAACACUACAAACAAGUGUAUAAACGUAAUAUUGAAAAUAUCAAAAAUUUAUUCCGCACACUUCGCAGUGAAUAAAAAUAUAAAAAUAUAAAACAAUAUACAAAUGUAUACAUAUUGUUUUAUAUUUUUAUAUAUUUUUAUUCACUGCAAAGUAAAUUUUUUUAUAUUUUCAAUAUUACGUUUAUACACUUGUUUGUAGUGUUUAGAGCCCUCAUUAUUUAUUCUGCACACUUCGCAGUGAAUAAAAAUAUAUAAAAAUAUAAAACAAUAUACAAAUGUAUACUGUUUUAUAUUUUUAUUCACUGUGAAGAAUAAAUUUUUGAUAUUUUCAAUAUUACGUUUAUACAUUUGUCUGUAGUGUUUAGCGCCCUCAUUAGGUGGGUCUGUACUCAUCAAUUUCUUUCUUAUUUGGUUUUAUAGGCUAUUUGGGUGUCAGUUUUUCACCUAUAGUGUAUAUCUAUAGUACCUUUUAUCUGGAUCUAUUUUUGCUUGUAUUGUAUUUAAUAAAAUCAUGACUUUCUCAUUAGACUUACUAAAAAUCAAGAGAUUAGCCCACACACUCUGAUAACCUCCAUUUAUCUAAAGAGUUCAGUUUUUUAGUUAUGGUGCGCACCCGUUAUUUUAUUUUAAGAUGUGCGCAUUUAUUGAAUAUUCAUAAGGACACGUGUCUAUUUAUCAAACAAACUAAAAUCACGCAAUACCAAUAUGUUUAAUAAAAGUAACCGUGUGACCCCAGGGAAUACUUGACAACAAUCAAAAGUUAAAUGUUCUGUCACUGGUUAAGUAACCUUAUAUUAUUGUUAUUACAAUUACUAUUAUUUUACUAAUUUACCACAAUUCCCUUUUUAGUAGAUAAUGUAUCCCCAAAUGUUAGAUGAAUUAUAACUGAAAGACAAUCAUCCUAUUAAUAAGUUAUGGUUUACUGUGGAAAUGUUGGCAGGUAUGAUAACGGUUCUAGAGUUUUGCAUGUGUGAUCACAUUAUAGCAUUGACUAGGUUAAAAUUCUUUGCAGCAGACAAAAAAAGCAAAAUUAAACAAGAGAAGACUAAGAAACAAGAGAUGAAUAAAGUGUUGCCAAAACAUAUUUCUGAUAUUUUUUGUUUCUUAAUUUCUAUGUACAGAAUAUCCUACUCCACCCAACGUUACGAUCAGUAAGCUUCUGUAUAGUCGGCAAAGGACAGAAGUGGACCUGGAAUGGAUGACCCAAGGAAUUGGUGACCUUACAGGUUUUAUGGUACAGAGGCAAGCCAGUAUCCGGUCCUUUACUGGUCCAAGGAGGUCUGCCCAGACUUCUUCAUGGGACACUGUGGCUAGUGACAUAGAACCAGAAAUUCGAGGACACAAACUUGGAGGUUUAGACCCUGCUAUUGUGUAUGCCUUCAGAAUUAUUGCUGUUAACCACAGGACGACAGGGUUCCCAUCAGAAGUGAAAACACCAGGUAAGUAGAGAUAGAUUGUAAAUAUGCCCUCACAAAUUAAAUUGACUCCAUAAAAUUACAUGGUAAUAUUUUUCCAAACAUAAUAAGAUAAUAUGAGGAAGUGGCCACAACCUUGAAUAACCUUCUCAGGGCCGUCUUUAAUAAUGAUUGGGCCCUGGGCAAGCAUUUGAUAGGGCCCCCUGACCCUAACUCCCUGGCAUGCAGUCACGAUCUCCACUUCCCAACGCAGUAACGGAACCAAUUUCACAUGCUUGCAGAGUUGUAUUUAGCACUGAGUUGUGUUUGUGUGUUUGAAUGGAAGCAUGUUUUUGUAUGGAGUGUGUUUGUGUAAAUGUAGGGGUGUGUUUGUAGGUGGUGUUGGUGUUUGAAUGCAAGCAUGCAUCUAUGUGUAUUUUUUUUUUAAUGCUGGGUGUAACACAAAGAUGUAUUUGUAUGUAUUGUUGACGUUUCAAUGCAGGACUGUGUUUGUAUGUAGUGUUGAAGGUUGAAUGCAGGGGUGUACUUGUGUGUAUUGUUGGCGAUUUGAAUGAUGAGAUGUACGUACAUGUACACAUACACUGCCACACACACACACUGUGAUACACAAAUACACACUGAAACACAUGCAGAUACACAGAUAUAAACACUGACACUCACACUAACACACACGCAGAUACAGACUGACACAGAUACAAACACUAACACAUACAGACACACAGAUACACAACCUGACACAUACAGAGACAAAUAUACAAACACUGACACAUGAAUACUCAGACACAUUGAUACAUAUACUGACACACAUGCAGAUAAACAGAUAAAAACACUGACUACAUACAGAUGCACACACACAGAUAUACACACGCAGGUACACACACUGACAACAUACAGAUACACAAAGACAUACAAUGAUAACUUACAGAUACACACACUGACACAUACAGACACGCAGAUACAAAACCUGAGACACAUGCAAAGACACACAGACCACAUAGAGAAACAGAUAUACUAAAUACAGAUACACAGAUAUACAUACUGACAGACAUAAUGACACACUGACAUAGUGACACACACUGACAGACAUACUGAUACACACACAGACGGACACACACACACACACACACAGACACCCUGACAGACAUACUCACACACACAUACUUAGAUACACACAGACAUACUAAGACACACAGAAAUACUGACACACACAUGCAACGUUUACAUUUUUAGACAUUGACAGGCAUACUGACACAGUGACAGACAAACUGACACGCACAGACAGACAUACUGACACGCACAGACAGACAAACUGACAAGCACAGACAAACUGACAAGCACAGACAGACAAACUGACACGCACAGACAUACUGACACACACACAUAAGCCCUGACAGACAUACUCACACACACACAGACAUACUAAGACACACAUACUCACACACACAGAUUUACUGACACUCAAAUACCCUGACAUACAAACUCACACACAUACACACAUACUAAGACACACACAGACAUACUGACACACACAGAAACCCUGACAGACAAACUCACACACAGACAUACUGACUUACACAAAUACUGACACACACAUGCAAAGUUUACAUUUAUAAAGCCUCCCUCGAGCCCUACCUUAUGGGUUCCCUGGGGUCCAGCGGCAGGCUGAGGUCGUUGGGAGUGUGAGGCUCCUGCACUCCAGCUCCCUCCUGAUGGCCUCCUACUCCAUCCCGUGCAGCUUCAUUCUAUCUGGGAGGAAGUGACUCACGGCAGUCACUUCCUCCCAGCCUGCUGCAGUAAAACAAGGGGGCCAAAGUGCCCGACCGGGGCCUCUUAGUGUGGGGGCUCCCGGUGCAGCCGCAGCACCGGCAGGCCCAGGGGGCAAAUACAUUUUUUUGCGGACAGCGGGGCCCACGGGGUAGCUGCUUUGGGCCCCCCCAGGAGUAAGUGGGCCCGGGGCAGCUGCCCCGUUUGUCCCGCUUUAAAGACGGCCGUGAACCUUCUGAGGGACUUUGACAGUCCUUCAAUCUUCUAUUUCAGUGUUCCCACUCAGCUACAUUUCACUGUAAGAGAGAAAGUCAUUACAGCAGAUUAUUCAAGGGUUUGAAUUUAAUUAGGAAUUAGGGGAGAAGAUGUCAAUAUAGCGAUUUCUCUAUCCUCUAUUCCUAAGCAUUUGACACAAAGCAAACACUUAAAACAUUUGGGCCAGGAAUAAUAAGCUGGAUUUGAAAAUAGGGGUUGAAUAGUGGCUAUAAACCAGUUAGGGAGCAUUGAAGGGAAGAUAUCAGUGGCCAACGGAUGGCUAAUACAAAGGUUUAAAUGGUUACGGGUGCAUAUAAACACGUUGAUUCAAUAGCUGGUGUGAAUGAGGGAGGUUAAAGAGUUGAUAUGGUAAAUAAAGGUAUGUUGAAGAACAGUUAAAAAUAUGACAGGCUAGUAGGGUCAUACAAUUAGUGGGCAGGUGAUCAAUUAUGAAAAAAAACCUUCACUUUGAUGUCUGUUGCAUAGCUGUAUUCUACUCAAUUUGGUUUCGAGUUCCACAUAGCUAGUUAGUUUUUCUUUAGUGCAUUCACUCUCAAUAUUCCCCAGAACCUCUGUUUUUAUCAUUUAAUUAGUUGAUAUUUACACAUGAUACUUUUAAACCACAUAUCAUAAUGAACUUCAAUAAAAGUUCUCUUAUAUAGCAAUCCAACUUAUAACUGCAUUGGUGACUAUAAGAGACUACAAGAAUGUUCUCAAUUUGGAUAACUUAGACUGACAAUAAGGAUUCCAUUGAUCAACCUAUGUUCUACAGGUACUUCUGUACACAAGUAAUCACACAAGGAAAUCUUACUAAUUCCUUAGACAUCAGUUCCCAACCUGCAAUAUGUGUACCAUAUGGGGUGCAUACAUCAUGGCAAAAAGUAUAUGGAGGGAGGAAUCCCUGCAACUAGUAGGGAGAUCCAUAUGCAUUGCUUGGAGGGCUGAAACCCCAGAUGUGGGGUUGUGAUUGCACUGAAUACCUGGUUGAGUGUUCAUUGUUAGUUUCUGCUUGUUCUUUCAUUGAGAUCCUAAAGAGCAGCAGCUGUUCUUAGGUAGAGAUGGGACAUGACAUAAAAAAGGGGGAAAUAUCAAGACAGAUCUACACCUCUCUGUCAAACUCAUUAAGUUUUCCUUUGGGCUCCAACCCCAGUAUGCUUGGGACCUAGCAAUAGCCCUUGGGCAGAUCACAAGAUCACCCUGCCUGACCCAGUACCUAAUACAAAUAUCACUUAUUAGAAACCGGUCUAAUAUGAUGAAAUGCAAGUACUCAUGUCUGAACAGAGAGACUCCUUGUUAGUUAAUUAAUAACUAAUUAGAAAACAGUCUAAUACAAUGAAAUACUGGGAUUGUGUCUGACCAGAGAGACUCCUUAUUUUUCUUUGAAUUCUACUGCAUGGCUUUUCUUUUCUAUUCAUCCUUGAUUAAUUACGUGGAAAUGUCACCUUUCUUAAAAAGCUUAGUCAGCAAUUCAUUUUAAUCUGAUUUGAAUGUAUAUAUGCCAAAUAGAUUGUUACCAUUUACUAUUUGUUGAAAGAAAGUAUGGUUCAGCUUGAAGAACGAGAAGAAAGUAAUUAUUCAACAUUUACAAAGAAGGAGGUGAGGAAGUACAAGACAUAGUUUUGUAGAGGUAAACCAUUCCCAAAGGGAUAACUGUCUUAUAUAAACACUAACAUAAAUUAACUCUAUUAAAGAUAAAGAUAAACACUAUAAGGAGAUCUAAAAUUUAAAUUUAUAAGAUAAAUUUACUUUAUCACACGAGAUAAUGAAACGAAUGUGAAUGUGCAUUUUUCCGUAGUGCUUUGUGUAUGAUAUUGUUUUCAUUAAAUAUUGGUUUGAAACAUGAAUUUAAACAAUAUCGUAGGUUGUACAAGAUCAUAUAAAUAAUGAUAACACUCAUCAAAUCGCUGUGCAUUAACACAGGAAAUCUCUCUUACAUUACGUUACGGUGCUGGUAAAACACAGGUGAUUACUUUUUUGUGUAUAGUGAAGAAAUCAUAUUUUAUGUUAACUAAAUGUAACUUUCUAUUUGAAGAGAGAAAAAUCAUUCUGUAAUAUACAAUUUUUUAUACCAUAAAUUCUUCCUUCCUCUAGCGGACCCUCCAUUUAAUGCCUAUCCAGCUGUUAUAGGAGCUGGUGUAACUGGCAUGAUUGUAGCAACUGUUGCCAGCCUCCUGAUAUUUCAAUACAUUGUUCGGAAUCGAGAGAAUAAUCCAAGUAAGUAUUGUAACUCACACAGCCUCACAUACAUAUACAUUGUUAUAUUGAAGUACAUGUUUAUGUGAGCGCCAUUGCUAUUAACGCUUUCCUAUAUAUUAAAUAACAUAUAUCUGACCAGGCUUUAUUUGAAUGUGAAUAGCCACCCUUGCUUACAAUAUGUCAUACCUAUAUAUACACAGCUGGCCAGAUUUACAAUGUGUUCCGCUAUUGUUCAGUGUCUCUGCUUCCUGAGCUGGUCUCUACAACUUGUCUCAAUGGCUGAUGGCUGUGUGGUGAUAAGUAUAAUUUGAUUCAUGAGUUUCUACUUAGUACCUUACCUCAGAGGAGGGGCCUCUAUUCAGUACCUUACCUCGGAGGAGGGGUUUCUAUUCAGUACCUCACCUCAGAGGAGGGGUUUCUAUUCAGUACCUUACCUCGGAGGAGGGGUUUCUAUUCAGUACCUUACCUCGGAAAAGGGGUUUCUAUUCAGUACCUUACCUCGGAGGAGGGGUUUCUAUUCAGUACCUCACCUCAGAGGAGGGGCCUCUAUUCAGUACCUUACCUCGGAGGAGGGGUUUCUAUUUAGUACCUUACCUCAGAGGAGGGGUUUCUAUUCAGUACCUUACCUCGGAGCAGGGGGAUUUAUUUAGUAUUCUUCUCAAGAGGAAAGGUUUCUUUUCUGCACCUUACCCUGGAGGAUAUGUUUCCAUUUAGCACAUUUCCUAUGAAGAGGAGAUGUUUCCAUUUAGUAACUUUCCCAGCAGAAGGUGUUUCCAUCAAGUAUCUUUCGCAGAAGGAGAGAUUUCCGAUUAGUACCUUUCCUAUGAGGAGGAUGUUCUAUUCAUUAUCUUUCGCGGGAGGAGGGGUUUCCAUUAAGCACCUCUCCUAUAAGGAGGGGUUUCUAUUUAGUACCUUUCCCAGAAGGAGAGGUUUCUAUUUGGAACAUUUUCUUGGAAGAGGGAUUUCUAUUCUAUACCUUUCCAAGAAGGAGGGGUUUCAAUUCAGUGCCUCUUUAUAUAUUAUUUCUUGUAUUAUGGUCAAAAUGUGUAAAGAAAAUACACCUAAUGUGUUGAUUUGCUUCAUUAAAUCAUAUAUCAAAUGAUAUAUCAAAUGAUAGCAAGUAAGAGGGAAUUGUAGAAACGGUACAAUGCAGAAAUGAACUAGAAAUAUAACUUACAAGCCCAAGCUGAUGCCGAAGGAGUUGGCUUCAUCCUGGGAAAAGGGACUGACUUAAAGGACCACUAUAGGCACCCAGACCACUUCAGCUCAAUGAAGUGGUCUGGGUGCCAGGUCCAUCUAGGGUUAACCCUGCCUGCUGUAAACAUAGCAGUUUCAGAGACACUGCAAUGUUUACAUUAGGGUUAAUCCAGCCUCUUGUGGCUGUCUCACUGUGAGAAGAUGCCAGCGUCCAUAGUCCACUGGCUGUCUCACUGUGAAAAGACGCCAGCGUCCAUAGGAAAGCAUUGAGAAAUGCUUUCUAUGGACUGACUGAAUGUGCACGUGUUCAUGAGCAUUCAGCGGAUGACGUCGGAAGAGGGAGGUGAAUCACCAGCACCAAGGGAGCCCAGCGCUGGAGAAAGGUGAGUGUUUGACCCCUUCCUCCCCCUUCAGCGCGGUGGGAGGGGAACAUAGAGGGUGGGGGGGACCCAAAGACCCUAAAAUGAGUUUGUUUUCCUGGCACUAUAGUGGUCCUUUAACCCACAUUCUAUUCCCAUUGGAGAGCAUUAUGAGAGAUAGCUUCCCUUAUCUAGGCUGGUUUCAGAUGUCACGGCCAGAAUCACAUGGUGCAAGGAAGCCAUGUGGUGGAAAUGAAUCCUACAUUUCUGAAAAUCCAUGGAGGAAUGUCUGAUAUUGUGUAUGAAACUCUUUCAAUCCAACCACAAUGAUUACAUGCACCCAACCUAUCACCCAAAGUGAGAACAGAAUCCUACCACUUUCCCCAUCUGUAUUUGAAUCUGCAUCCUACCCUUUGCCAAUAAAAUGCCACAGGUAGAAAAGAACACCUGCCCAACAAACCACUCAAACAAUGCUAUUCUCAUAUUAAAAUUUUGGUUUAAUCAACAACUUAACAGGAGUACACAGUAACAGGAAUAUCAAAGUAUUUUACCAGUAAAUCCACAUUUAGCUUUGACAGGUUUUCAGGUGCCUGCUGGAGUCUAGAUGCAGGCUUGUUUUUUAACACAGGGCAAAAAGAGCAGUUUACCUGUGUGGGGUAAUAAAACCAGCUUAAUUACAGGUAAACCUUUCUUCAGUUACUUGUUGCCACAACUCCAGUUCCACUGGGGAAUUUAACAUGUAAGACACUAUAGGCACUUACAUGGUUAGAUGUAUCCCAGGUCCAUUGGCGUUGGAUUAAUCCCCUUUGUAGAAAUCACCGAAACCAGCCAAAUAGUUCACACUCAUCAGGAUCAUAGAAUAAUCCACCAAGGAGAUCAUGGAAAGUGCAUACUUUAUUAUAGAAAAAUGGUUAACAACAUGUCAUAAAAAUAUGCAUAGACCUCAUAAGUGACAGGCAAUCCAAAAUCUUUAAGCAUAUGUCAAUUAAUACAGACUUAGGUUAAAAAAUACAAAAACGUGCAAUAAUACAUAAAUACAAAAAUGGAAAAACCUGUCCCUGCCAGAAGGGGGGGGGGAGAAACAAAACUUACAGUAACUCUGGACACAUUUGUGCCUGCCCUGAUGCUUUAUCCUUUCUUGUAUUUUUGUAUUAUUGCAUUAUCUUCUCUCUGAGGGAGAAAGAGUCUGCAUUAAUUGGCAUGUGCUUGAAGCUUUUGGAUUGCCUAUCACAUAUGAGGUCUGCAUAUUUCAUUUUAUGUAGAAAAGAUAAUGGAUUCCGCACUCUCCAGGUUUCCAGAGCGCUCAGGACACUCAAGAAUAAAAGCCAAAAUAGCAGCUUUAUUUAGAGCAAAACAGCAGUAGCAAUGGCAGAAAAACAAGGCUUUCAAACAUACAUGGCUCAUGGACACUGUGAAUAUGCCCAUAGCUCAAAUAAAGCCAAGUUGGCUGGCUGGACUUUUUAAAGAACUUCACAACUGACCAGUAAGGGAGCAACCCAUGCACCCCUUCUGGUUGACCAUGGCUUAGUCCUUUAGUGUGGCCAGGUGACCAGCACUUCUACUUCCUGCACAACGUUAGACCUCACAUGGCUAGAUACAGUUUCUGCUUCUGUGUAAUUAUAUCAAUGCUAAUAACGUGGGGUUAGGGUGCACAGGAAGUCUUUACCACAUUACAGAAGGUACAGAUAUAGCUGUGUAUAUUUUACAGUAUUGUGAUUACUCUCUGCGCUCGGCAGUGUAUAUGUUGAAGUAUUGUGACCACUUUGUGCUCGUCAGUGUAUAUUUUACAGUAAUGUGACCGGUCUCUGCACUCCCAGUGUAUAUUUCGCAGUAUUGUGAUCACUCUCUGCACUCAUCAGUGUAUAUUUUACAGUAUUGUGACUGCUCUCUGCGCUCAUCAGUGUAUAUUUCCCAGUAUUGUGAUCACUCUCUGCGCUCGACAGUGUAUAUGUCGCAGUAUUGUGACCACUCUCUGCACUCGGCAGUGUAUAUUUUUCAGUAUUGUGAUCACUCUCUGAGCUCGGCAGUGUAUAUUUCACAGUAUUGUGAUCACUCUCUGUGCUCAUCGGUGUAUAUUUUACAGUAAUGUGACCGGUCUCUGCGCUCGGCAGUGUAUAUUUCGCAGUAUUGUGAUCACUCUGCGCUCAUCAGUGUAUAUUUUACAGUAAUGUGACUGCUUUCUGCGCUCAUCAGUGUAUAUUUCACAGUAUUGUGAUCACUCUCUGCGCUCUGCAAUGUAUAUGUCGCAGUAUUGUGACCAGUCUCUGCGCUCGGCAGUGUAUAUUUUGCAGUAUUGUGAUCACUCUCUGCGCGCGGCAGUGUAUAUUUUACAGUAUUGUGAUCACUCUCUGUGCUCUUCAGUGUAUAUUUUAGAGUAAUGUGAACAGUCUCUGCGCUCGGCAGUGUAUAUUUCACAGUAUUGUGAUCACUCUCUGCGCUCAUCAGUGUAUAUUUCACAGUAUUGUGACCGGUCUCUGUGCUCGGCAGUGUAUAUUUCACAGUAUUGUGAUCACUCUCUGCUCUCGGCUGUGUAUAUUUCACAGUAUUGUGAUCACUCUCUGCACUUCGCAGUGCAUAUUUAGCAGUAUUGUGACUGCUCUCUGCACUUCGCAGUGCAUAUUUAGCAGUAUUGUGACUGCUCUGUGCACUCGGUAGUAUAUAUUUUGCAGUAUUGUGACCACCCGCUGCUCUCGGCAGUGUAGUUUUCACAGUAUUGUGACAAUUCUCUGCAAUCUGCAGUGUGUAUUUCACAGUAUUGGGAACACUCCCUGCAUUCAGCAUUGCAUAUGUCACAGUAUUGGGACCACUCCCAUAUUUCAACCCCACCAUUGCAGCCACUCGCUCUAACUCUUUUUUCGUCAGCAAGCAUUGUGGACAAGAGGUGCAGGCGCAGCAAGCAUCACACUCCUUCAAUCGUACUCUCUAUGAGAAGCAUCAGAUGCGAUUUUUUGAAAGAACAGAGUCUGAUUAAUUUCUUACAGGGAAAAUGCCAUCUAGUGGUGUUUUUAGACAGCCACCAGAAUUUUAAUAGCCAUGAAAUUAAAACAUUGCUGUAUGUUAAAAACAGCAAAUUUUAAACAUUGCAGGAACAAAAUAAAAGGGGUCACAAAACCUAGAAAGGCAAAAUAUUAUGUUAAAGAACAACUGUGAACUCAAAACUAUUUUCUAAUCUAAUAAUUCUUUCAUCGAGUCUAGUAGGCUAUUAACAGAGCAGAAGAUAAAAAAAAAAAUCUAAAUUAAACAUACUUUGCUAUAAAGGAAAUGUAAACAUUAAAUAACUCUUUAUAGGAAGUGUUUAGGAAGAUUGUGUAAGUCACAUGCAGGGAGGUGUGAUUAGGGUUGUAUAAACAAAGUGAUUUCACUCAUAAAUGGCAGAUGAUUGAGCAGUGAGGCUACAGGGGCAUGAUCUAUACACCAAAACCGCUUCAUUACGUUAAAGUUGUUUUGGUUUACUAUAGGAUCCCUUUGACCAUUUGCCCUCUGGCUGCUAACUCUGCCAGAUGGAAAAUAGUUUGAAAUUUUCUUAAAUCCGUGCCCAGAUUUGAAGUGUCCAGGUUCGGAUUCCAGCCAUCUGGCGGCUGCAGUCUUGCUGACAUCUGGACAAAAUCGAUGUCCGUUUAGUGGCAAAAUCUGGACAUUGGUAAAUAGGGUUAACAAUAUCUGAAUUUUGCAGUUUUAAUUGCCUUGUAUCCGGGUGGUUUUGUUCCAUUCGAACUUUGCAUUUCAACAAUUGUGACUUUAGGGAAUGUGACAAAAGGGACUCUGAUGUGUCACAUGGCACAAGAGGCAGUACAUCUCCCCUCCAGCUGGGACCAAAAGAGAUUGUGAUACAGACUGUCCUGCUGAGAUAUCUGCUGGGAUGAUCUAGAUAACCGAUUGUUGUCAGGGUGAAUGUGAAAGGGGGAAGGGAAUUGUAACAUAUAAUAUAGUUGUAAAUUGUGUGUUGAGUGUUUAAAAAUGUCUGGCUACUAUAAAAUAAAGUCAGUUGCUGUUGUUUGGUUGUCUCUUCCCUGAGCGACUCAAAGCCCAGGUCAUAGCAAUAGCACUCAGUAUAUCGAUCAGCUGUACAAGUUAACACAAGUAACCACGGACGACACUAAGCCUGAACUGUUGCACCAUUGGUAACAGAGACACAAGGGCUGUAUCAUCACAGGGAAAAACCUAGUAAAAACAAAGAAAACGUUACCUGCGCUCCGGCCUAAAUCCCCAUGUGCUUUUAAACAAAAAUGGAGGCUCUUUGGUUUUAUUCUAAUGGCCAUUUGAAUAUAUAAGCUCACCUGCCACGUCAAGGCAAGCCUCAAUAGGUGAGUUCCUACACUAGCCAUUAGAUAUGCUGAUAUCAGCCAAGAGUCUCCAGUGAGACAGGAAGGGGUAUUUUAUAAACCCUUUAACAUUUAACCCUUUGAGGCUUGCCUUGACGUGGCAGGUGAGCUUAUAUAUUCAAAUGGCCAUUAGAAUAAAACCAAAGAGCCUCCAUUUUUGUUUAAAAGCACAUGGGGAUUUAGGCCAGAGCGCAGGUAACGUUUUCUUUGUUUUUACUAUGUAUUUUAAGCUGUUGGAUACUAAGCCACUGCUGCUGUAAGCGCAGUGCUUUAUCUUUGUGUUUGUACAGGGAAAAACCUGUAAAUGAAUAACUCUGCUGCUUAAUAUGAAGCUGGGGAAUUCAUCACACUGUGUGCAGGAGCACAUUUAAAGACUUUAUAUUUGUAGUAAAUUAAAUCUGUACUCCAACAUUGUGUUAUAAGGUAAGGUGUUAACUGCAAUAAUUUGUAUGUAACCAAAACUUACAAAUAAUUAACUCAUAUAUAAAUAUUGAUAUGCCUAUACAAAACUUACAAAUAAUUAACUCAUAUAUAAAUAUUGAUAUACCUUUAUAUAUUUGUAUUAAUUUGUUUUAUUACACAGGGCUCCAUGAUCUGUUCUUCAGACCGUAAGUGAUGUUAUUAUAUUUUCAUGUACAUCAUACCUUGUUUCCUUGAAAUUAUUAUAGAUAUAUAUUUAUCCUUUAGAUGUUUCGAGGGUUUCACAGCAGUUCCAUCACUGCCAUGUGACUUCUUUCCUCCCAAUGUGUAAAUAUGUGCUAAAUUUAGAUUUAAAUGUAAAACAGUACAAAAUGAAAUUUAAUGUAUUCAGUGGUAUAAGUAAAAACCUUCUACUCUUUGAAUAAGUUAUUAGAGUUCCUUACCCUUAACAGUCUUGAUUAUUAUGGGGAUAUAUACCAGAUACAUAAAAAUAAAGAGAAAGAUAAUAUAGUGCCAAUGGUAACCCACUGAAAGGUGGAUGGACAUGCCAUUGUCCAACCCCUAAUAAAUAUUUUGACUUUGUGGCCCCAGUCCCCUAGCUAAUCCCCACGUCAAUUCCUUCCUCUAAAGAAAGAAACAUAAUAUCAGAUAUCUUCUUCUUCUAAGUCUUCCUUUCUUCUGCCCUCAAAAGGUUUAAAUAAAAUGUACAAUAACGCCAAGCAACUAUUAAAAUAAAAAAAAACUACUGGAUCAGAAAAGAAAAAAAUAGAAACAAAAUCAUGGCAGAAUACAAAUAAUCCAUUUUCACCAUGAAAAAGGUUCAGAACAGACUGAGCUUGCAGUACAUACUUUUUUGGAGUACAUACUUUUUAUGGAGUACAUACUUAUUUCUUUUAAUAGUUGUGUUGUAUUAUUAUGGAAUUUAUGUUGGUAUUUGUGGGUGUUAAAGGAAAGAAGACUUAGAAGAAAGAAGACAGCUGAUUCUAAGUAUGAUUUUUUUCUUCUACAGGUAUUAGUUUUAUUGGCCCCACCUCACUAUUAUUAGGGUGAGGGGGGUAAGUACUAGCUUUAAUUGUAGUGGUGAGUGGUUAGAGGCUUGCUGCCCCCGAGCUAACUGGGAGGGGAGUGGGUAAACUUAUCAAAAUAUUUUGGGGGAGUCGAUAUUGGCAUAUCCACCCUACUGUUUCAAUAUUAAUUUCAGUGCCCCACUAGCUGCCUUUAGGUGGAACCAUCAGUAUUAUCAAACCCCCUGUGACAGACCCUCUUUUAAACCCUUUGUUCGUCAAACAGUUCGUAUGGAAAAGAUUCACCUUUAUUUUGUUAGUGGCCAUUCGAAUAACAAAUUAUCUACCGAACGACCUACCACCCAGACCUGGAGCGUGGUGCUUGUUAACCUCAAUGCCAUUAUUAACACCUCUAAAAAUCAAGAACACCCUAACAUUCUAAGUGAUCAACUGGGUGGUUGGUGUUCGUAUGCAUGAACACGUGGUGGUGGCCAUCUUGGGAUACGAAUGCAGCCAGCUGUGUUUGGUUGUUGAGUGUAUGGAAGUAAAAUCGGACACUCGACGGCACGAACACCACUGGGACUUCCACUCCUCAUUCUGUUCAACAGUUAUUGCACGAAUGGAGCACCGUUCGUUAAACCUAGUUACAUUCAAUGCUCCUGUGUACGAACAGCCACAUUCGAUCCUUUUAAUGGAUUUUGACUGUACGAAAGAGAAAACAUGCAUGCGUUCAGUCAAAAGAGACUUCCACCUAACUCUUGAACCCCUGAACCGAUCUGGGUGAUUUUUCAAUAUGUUGUUCCCCCAGAUCAGGACUAUCAGGGGAUAUGUGAGAGAAUUAAUAGUUGCGGCGCACUCAGACUACAAAAAAUAUAACACAAAGAAGGCUACUAAAAUGCCUAUCUGAGAAUAAAUAUGGGCAUUUGGUUCCACCAUAUGGCCAUAUGUUGUUAAGCCCACCACUACUUACAAAGUACCCCAAUAUUGGUGGGUCCUACGCUAAAAUGUGGGGGACAAAUUAAAUAGUACUAGUGUUGUAAAUAACAAGUGUUAAAUUAAAUCCUGGUUAGAGCAUAGUGAGUAUACAAAAAUAAGUGAUAAAAGCAAUUAAAAACAGUGUUAAAACUAAACAAUUAAUGUGUUAGUGCUAAAAUGAGUAUAUUCACUAUUGCAGAUGAUAUCUGUGCUAACUGGAGAAAAUAAUAAAAGUGACCUGACUAUUGAAAAACUCCUCCUAUAUAUACACACACCUAUGGCCACCUUCAUGUAUGAAGUUUGGUCACUGCGGCAGCACCUUUCAUGCAAAAUGCAGGUCCCGGGAGUGCCCCCUAUCCUUUCUCUGUAUCAGGGGAUAUGUGUUUUAUGAGGUUCCCAUAUGUUUUCAGGGUGUUUUCAAAUAUGGGUACAAACUUGUAUUUUUCGUUUGGAGAUAAUUGAGAUGAUCCAGUAAUUAACUCGAUUAUCUCCCAAACAGAGGGGAGGGCUUGUGUACAGUAUCUGGGAGUGUUUAAGUGUAAAACUGUGUUUUUAUUGGAUUGUGAAUUUCAUGUCCUGUGCCCCACAAGGUCCACCUGGGUGGUAACCUUGUUGGGAAAACUAGUUAGAUUUUAGGAUAUUUUAGAGGAGAUGUGCUGGGGAUAAGGUAAUACAAGGAAUGUAAUGUAGGGGAGUACUUAGUACUUGUCAGAGAUGUAGGCUGGAGCAGAGUUAUGAAAAUCAUAAUAAAAUACUAUUUAUUGUUAUAUCUUAAUUGAGAACAGGGUAAAGCAGUGAAAAAGGUGAACGGGAACCAGUUAUCACGCAUAGCACCCAUGCUUUGUUAGUUGGAGAUGUAGCAAUGUAAUCAAGCAUUGGGGAAAGGUUAGUACAUGGGGAGAAUGUGUCAGGUGUUAUGACGAUUAGUUCUUUUAGAAAAGACAGCGUGCAGUUAGUGACAGAUGUAGGUAAGACUGAAAGAUAAAUCUGUGUAUCAUCUAACCUAAAGGUUGUAGCAGAAACCAGAAGAUGCUAUAAGUUUGUCCAUGGAAGUGGAUUGGAGGUUCAAUAACUGAUACUAUAUAUAAAUAUCAUACACAAGUAUGUUAGCAUUGUGUUCUCUUAUCACACAUCAUAUGUUCUAUGUAAGAGUUGUAUUUAGGCAGUAAGACAUUAUUUCCACACCCUAGGACGCUAACUGUAUUAACACUCGACACUGUGUGUCAACUGUGCAUAGACAAUAUUACUACCUCUAUCCAUUACAAGGGCAAGUUGUUCUAAUACCAUCAAUCUUUUAUACAAAUCUUUACUCCUUCCUGAUACUAUGCUUUAAUAAAUCAUACAGGGCCCCUGCUGAUGCUCGAGAAAACAUUAGAAAUCCUGAAGAUGCGGAGACCGGAGCCGAUGCAGAGGAGGGCAUUACUAACCCUGCUGCAGAAGAAGUGCCUGGAGAGUCUUCAAAUGGUAAACUUAUCAGUUAUUAUUCUCAAGCUGUAAAGUGAGUAGUAUGGAAAACACUCUUCAUCCUCAUGCUGUUGUGAGUCAUAUAAUACCCAUAUCAAUCCUUUUCCUAUAUGUCAUUACUAAGUGUAUUCCAGUAAAGCAAUCCGGUAAUAGUCAUGCCAUUUACAUUCCACCAGUAUAUUCCCACAUUCAAAAUGGUUCCACAACUCAAAUUCCACCCAGAUCAUAAACUAUCUAUGAUGACAACAUCUUUCUUAUUCUAAACAGGCCAUUCCAUAUAGCUCAUCCCAUAUGUGUUCAGAUUAUUCAGAUUUUCCUUGUUCAACCUGUUCCAUCCAGCAACCUCAAUGUUAUAACUGUUCUUAUUUCACCCGUACCAUCAUGUAUCCUUCAUGCUAUAACUGUUCUUAUUUCACCCGCACCAUCAUGUAUCCUUCAUGCUAUAACUGUUCUUAUUCCACCCGUACCAUCAUGUAUCCUUCAUGCUAUAACUGUUCUUAUUCCACCCGUACCAUCAUGUAUCCUUCAUGCUAUAACUGUUCUUAUUCCACCCGUACCAUCAUGUAUCCUUCAUGCUAUAACUGUUCUUAUUCCACCCGUACCAUCAUGUAUCCUUCAUGCUAUAACUGUUCUUAUUCCACCCGUACCAUCAUGUAUCCUUCAUGCUAUAACUGUUCUUAUUCCACCCGUACCAUCAUGUAUCCUUCAUGCUAUAACUGUUCUUAUUCCACCCGUACCAUCAUGUAUCCUUCAUGCUAUAACUGUUCUUAUUCCACCAUGCUGUCCUGUAUCUUCAAUGUUAUAACCAGGGACGUAUUAGCCGCGAGGCAAACAAGGCAUUUGCCUUGGCGGCAUUUUCCAGGGCAGAAAAAAAAGCUGCCCCCAAAUGCCAUGGCAAAUGUCUUGUUAGCCUUGCGGCUACAGUUCAGGCAGGCGGUUAGGUAAAAAUCCGUGCAGGCGGCGCUGGCGAGGGAGCUGAGCAGAGAGCCAGGGGAAAGUGAUCCCUCGCCAGCGCCGCCGCAUGGAUUUUACUAGCUGUCCGCCUGUUGACAGCAGGAUGUGAGCCGAAUAUGACGCAUCUUCCGCUCCCAGUAUCACUUGGUGGUGCGCCAGCAGCCACUGGAUUUCCAGCAUUCCCAAAGGUAAGGAGGCUGGGGGGGUUAAAUUUUUAAAAGAAAAAGUGAGUGUGUUAAUGUUUGCGUGUGUGUGUGUAUUAGUGAGUGAGUGUGUCUGUUAGUGUGUGUGUCUGUUAGUGUGUGUGUGUGUAUCUGUUAGUGUGUGUAACUGUUAGUGUGUGUGUGUGUGUCUGCUAGUGUGUGUGUGUCUGUUAGUGAGUGUGUGUGUGUGUGUGUGUGUGUGUCUGUUAGUGAGUGUGUGUGUGUCUGUUAGUGUGUGUGUGUGUCUGUUAGUGAAUGUGUGUCUGUUAGUGUGUGUGUCUGUUAGUGAGUGUGUCUGUUAGUGAGUGUGUGUGUGUCUGUUAGUAAGUGUAUGUCAGGGAGUGUGUCUUUUAGGGAGUGUGUUACUAUGUGUGUGUCUGUUAGUUUGUGUGUGUCUGUUAGUGAGAGUGUAUGUGUCUGUUAGUGAAUAUGUGUGUCUGCUAGUGACUGUAUGUGUCUGUUAGUGAGUGUGUAUGUCUGUUAGUGAGUGUGUAUAUCUGUUAGCUAGUGUAUGCGUGUCUGUCACUGAAUGUGUGUGUAUUUAGAAGGCGGGGAAGGGGAGGUGGUGCGGAGGCUUGAGUUUUGGCAUACCUAGGGCAGCACAAAACCAGGAUACACCACUGGUUACAACUAUUCUUAUUCCACCUGUGCAAACCAGUAUCCUCCAUACUUUAACCAUUCUUAUUCCACCCGUACCAUCCUGUAACCUCCAUGCUAAAACAAUUCUUAUUCAACCCAUCUCAUCCUGUAUCCUCCAUGUUAUAACUGUUCUUAUUCUACGUGUCAUCCUGUAUCCUCAAUGUUAUAACUAUUCUUAUUCCACUGGUGCCAUCCUGUAUCCUUCAUGCUAUAACUGUUCCCAUUUCACCCAUGCUAUCCUGUAUCCUUCAUGCUACAACUGUUUUUAUUCCACCAUCCCAUCCUGUAUCCUCAAUGUUUUAACUAUUCUUUUUCCACCAGUGCCAUUCUGUAUCCUCCAUACUAUAACUGUUUUUAUUCCACCAUCCCAUCCUGUAUCCUUAAUGUUUUAACUAUUCUUAUUCCACCCGUGCCAUUCUGUAUCCACCAUACUAUAACUGUUUUUAUUCCACCAUCCCAUCCUGUAUCCUCAAUGUUUUAACUAUUCUUAUUCCACCCGUGCCAUUCUGUAUCCUCCAUACUAUAACUGUUUUUAUUCCACCAUCCCAUCCUGUAUCCUUAAUGUUUUAACUAUUCUUAUUCCACCCGUGCCAUUCUGUAUCCUCUAUACUAUAACUGUUCUUAUUUCACCAGUACCAUCCUGUAGCCUCCAUGCUUAAACAAUUCUUAUUCAACCCAUGCCAUUCUGUAUCCUUCAUGCUACAACUGUUUUUAUUCCAUCAUGUCAUCCUGUAUCCUCAAUGCUAUAACUGUUCUUACUCCCCCUGUGCUGUUCUGUAUUCUUCAUGCUAUAACUAUUCUUACUCCCCCCGUGCUGUUAUGUAACCUCCAUGUUAUAACUGCUCUUAUUCCCCGUGAGCCAUCCUGUAACCUUAAUGCUAUAACUGUUCUCAUUCCAUCAGUAUCAUGGUGUAUCUUCCAUGUCAUAACUGUUCUUAUUCCGCUCAUACCAUCUUGUAUCUUCUAUGCUAUAACUGUUAUUAUUCCACCUGUGUCUUUCCUCUACCAAAUCAUUGCCAUGUAGAUGAUUAACCCCUUCCCAACCACGGACGUAUCAGGUACGUCUGGCAAAAAACGGUCCAUAAUGACCUUGGACGUACCUGGUACAUCGGCAGCUAUUUUGAGCGCUGGAAGCUCUGAUACUAUUGCAGUGAUGCUCUGCAUGUUCUGAGUGCCUCGAGGGGUCCUAGCACUCAGUGUAUAUAUAAUAAUAUAUAUAAAAAAAUAAAUAUAAAAUAAAUAAAAUGAUCAAUAUUAACCCCCCCUCCCUUUCUAAAGGCAGUGAAUCAUGGGGCUUCUGGGGGUGUCCCUAGCAUGCCUCAUCAUAAGGGGCAGGCUGGGGUCAUCCAAUCACAGCUUGCCCAUUAGCAAUUUCAUCCCAAGUGUGUUCCCCAUUUCUCUGAUUAGUGUGGAUCUGCCUCCCUCUCUUCACUUGUGUUUUAGUGAGAGAGGGAGAGAGAUCUGUGGUUUAGCUAGAGAGAUUUAGGUAUUUCUAGGUAGGGAUUUGUAAACUCUUGAGACCCAAAAGCUCUUUUCAGAACGAUUAACCCCUGGCCUGCCAGUGAUCACUGUAUAGAUCACGGGCUCUUGCUCAGCAGCACUUAUUUUGCUGUCUGUUCAUUUUUUUACGGGUUAAUUUUUUUGUCUUUUUUUUUGUGACAGGUCACUAUGUAACGUGAUUGUGAUCAUGUCACAUGGGUCACGGAAGUCAACCAGCGCUGAGCAGUCAUAUGCCACCCUUGCACUAGAGUCUGACGCGUCUUUGUCAGACUCUGACCCUGAUUUUGACCCAGCCAGGUGCUCAGACACAUCAUCACUAGAUACAGUGUCUGCUGCUAGUGAUGUAUCUAGUGAUGUUGUAUCUGUGCCUGCUAGUCCCCCUGCCAGAAGGAGACGUGCUGCUCCAGCUGGCAGAACUGCUGAGGAGUGGGUAGUGCCUCAUCGCCAGAAGCCAGACAUCCCAUCCUUUACUGCAAAUCCUGGCAUUAAUUUGGAUGUCACAGGAUUUAUCCCUCAGCAGUUUAUGGAGGUGUUUCUGGGCGAUUAUGUAUUGGGGAACAUUGUCGCCCAAACUAAUUUAUAUGCCCAUCAAUUCCGAGCUACAAAUCCUGACUCUUUUUUGGCAGAGCAGCAAUGGACCCCCAUCGAUGUUGCAGAAUUUAAAAGAUUCUGGGCAUUGACUAUGCUGAUGGGCAUCAUAAAGAAGCCCUCCUUCCGCUCCUACUGGAGCAGUAGCCCCAUCUGCUCUACCCCCAUUUACUCCCAAUGUAUGUCGAGGAAGAGGUAUGAAAUGAUUCUGCAUUUCAUGCACUUCCGCAACAACAGCCUGUGUCCCCCUAGGGAGCCUCCCCAGUUUGACUGGCUGUAUAAAAUCCGCCCCUGAUUACCCACUUCGCUGCCAGGUUUGCAGAGGCUUAUACACCUGGAAGGAAUAUAUGCAGAGAUGAAUCCCUGAUGAAGUAUAAUGGAAGUCUGGGAUUUAAGCAGUAUGUUCCUUCCAAGCGCUCUAGGUAUGGUGUAAAGAAGUAUAAGCUCUGUGAUAGCAAGACUGGGUAUACUCAGGCCUUCCGGGUGUAAGAGGGAAAGGAUAGCCACCUUGACCCUCCAGGGUGCCCAGAACAUAUGGGAACCAGUGGCAAGAUUGUCCAGGACCUGAUAUUCCCCCUGAUGAACAAAGGGUACCACUUGUAUACUGUCAAUUUUUAUACAAGUGUCCCUUUGUUCAAGCUACCGUACUGUUUGAUACAGUAGCUUGUGGCACAAUCAAAAAGAACAGGACAGGUUUCCCAGGACAACUUGCAUGCACCUGGCUACGAAGGGGGGAGACCUCAGCUCUGCGCCAAGAGGAGCUGUUGGCAGUUAAGUACAGAGACAAGAAGGAUGUGUACCUUCUUACCACCAUCCACACUGAGGGGACUGUGGAGGUCCCUGUACGUGGCAGAGCUGAGAGAACAAGGAAGCCAGUGUGCAUCAAGGCCUAUAACCAGCAUAUGGGUGGGGUUGAUCUGGCAGAUCAGCUGCUCCAGCCGUACCUAAUUAUACGAAAGACAAGGGCCUGGUACAAAAAGGUUGCAAUCUACCUAAUGCAGAUUGCAACCCACAACGCUUUCUUGUUGUUCAUAAAAGAAAACCCCGGGAUGCAACUGAGAGUUUUACAGUUUCAGCUCCAGAUCAUUUCGGGGAUUUUGUACCGUGAUGCACCUGCUCCCCAGGCGGUGAUGGGAGAGAGCAGAGUUGGGGCUACACAUUUUAUUUUUAAAAUUCCCCCUACUGCGGCAAAGCAAAAUCCCCAAAAAAGAUGCAGGGUCUGUUCUAAGAGGGGGCAGAGAAAAGAUAGUGUAUAUUACUGUCCUGAUUGCCCUGGACAGCCUGGACUCUGCAUUGGAGACUGCUUCAAACGAUACCACACGCUGGUCCAUUUUUAAUUUAUUUUUUAACAUUUGCCGUUCAGUUUUUUUUGGUGUCUUUUUUCUUUUCUUUUUUUUUGGUUUUGUUACAUUUACCCCAUGCAUGGGGGGCAUGGGUGUCCUUAGGAGGCCUUGCAGAAAACAACCUUGGGUGUUUUCUUGCAAUAACCAACAACGGGCUCUCCUAAAUCACAGUCAAAAAGCAGUGUGCGUGUGUAAAAAUGAGGAUUGAACAGUUACCUCCACACACAUUCUUCAACUUUUUUAUUUUUUGUCUGGCUAAAAAAAAGUUGCAUCAAAGCACUCCACAUGCAAUUCCUUGGGGUGUCUACAUUUUAAGUAUGUACCCUUUCAUGGCGAUAUAUAAAACUGGGGUAUGUGAUUAGCCCCAAGCUAAAGGUAGGCCUAUCAGAAGAAAUACUCUCAAUUUAAACUCAAAUUGCAAGUCAUACAAUUGUAACCGUACCUUCCCAAAAUCCUGGCAAACGUAUGCAUGGGGGGCAUGGGUGUCCUAUGGAGGCCUUGCAGAAAACAACCUGGGGUGUUUUCUUGCAAUAACCAACAACGGGCUCUCCUAAAUCACAGUCAAAAAGCAGUGUGCGUGUGUAAAAAUGAGAAUUGAACAGUUACCUCCACAGAUGUUCUUCAACUUUUUUUGACUAAAAUUAUUGCAUCUAAGGCAUCAAAACACUCCAUAUACAAUACUGUCAACUUUUCAAAUAUAUGCACGGUCAUGGCAAGAAAAUACAUUGGGAUAUCUGAUAAGGCCCCCAAAAGGAAGAUAGGAAAACAAGAUAUGUCAAAUUUGAAAAACGCAUAUCAGACAUUUUGCUUUGCACCCCCCAGAGAACCCGACACACCUAUGCAUGGGUGGUAUCGCUGUACUAGGGAGAUGUUGCCGAGCACAUAUUGAGGUGUCCUUUGGCAGUAACUCCUAACAUGAGCUGAGAAUCUAUGCCCAAAGUAGAAUGUGUGAGUGAAAAAUAACACCACAAAAAUGUUUGACAGAGACUGAUGGUAGAAUUAGUGCAUGUAAAGUGUUGAAAUGCCACCAUGUGAAAUGCCCUAUGGUGUGUACUUUUCAAAAACAUACGGUCUGACGGAGGUGAAUUACAUUGGCCGGCUUCAGAAAUGUUCCAACUGGGACAUGGGUGCAUGAUGGCCAGCUGUGUUUUAUUUUUCCAUUUUUCAUCAUAUUUUACUUUUUUUUUUUCUAGUAAAUUAUAUGAUAUGAUGAAAAUAAUGGUAUCUUUAGAAUGAACAUUUAAUAGCGAGAAAAAUGGUAUUUAAUAUGUAUGGGUACAGUAAAUGUGUAAGAGGCAAAUUCCAUCUAAACACAACCACUGCAGAAAUGUAAAAAGAGCCCUGGUCCGUAACGGUAAUAAAAUUGAAAAAUGGCCUGGUCAGUAAGGGGUUAAACAGAACAUAAGAGGCAUAUGUUACAGCCAUCCCCUUGCACACAUAACUGACAUCGCAGUCAAAAAUAAAACCUUAUGCCAUCGCACAAAGAACUGAGACAAUUAACGUCAAGCGUUGUUUAGUACGUUACAUAAUCAUGUAUUAAUAUAUGUACAUGUGUAUAAUUAUGUGUUUCUGUAUUUUGUUUAGUGUGUAAAUAAUGUUUCCUUUAUUAUUACUAUCUGUAUUUUAGCUGUCAGUGAACCCACCCCUAACAGUGAUGCAGAUAUAAUCCUGACCCAAAUGCCAGUGUCCGAACAGCCUGGAGAUGAUCCAGUCAAUGUUACAAUUACAGUUACCACAACACCUUAG
This is a messenger RNA of Pelobates cultripes (western spadefoot toad), 60283 nucleotides long. The record is from the annotation of a GenBank genome assembly. Lineage: Eukaryota; Metazoa; Chordata; Amphibia; Anura; Pelobatidae.